Messenger RNA from Xyrichtys novacula (pearly razorfish), 66448 nucleotides. Lineage: Eukaryota; Metazoa; Chordata; Actinopteri; Labriformes; Labridae. The record is from the annotation of a GenBank genome assembly.
AGUGAGGGACCAUCCGCACGAGCGGAGCAUCAGCUGUGGUGUUUGCCGGAGAGUGAGAAACUUCCCUCACUCCUCCUCCUCCUCUGCCGCUUUCUCUCAACCAAAUUCCCUCAGUCACCUUUUCUUUUUAUUUAACUUCUCACCGGUGCGAAUCAGCCACCUGUGAACAGGCUGGUACCGACAGAGGCGUAUUAUUGUAUUUAUUUAUUAUUCUGUUCGAGGUGUUAGUUUGGACUGAAGGUUUCCUGCCCGGUUCGUUCAGGACUUUGGGUGCAACUGGAGCGACUCGACCAAGUUUCUCCCCCCACCUCCAUUCUGCCUGAGGAAUGAGAGGAGCGCCGGAGAGGAAGAGCUGAAACUCGCAUGUUUGAAUGAACAAAAGACCUGAAAAAAGCGAGGGUAUUGCCGCCGAAAUGGAGGAAAAUAUUCUGCUGGGAGCAACAUGUAAGUCACAUUUAGUCUACCUUGAAAAGCUUUGUCAUUCACCUCCUCUCUCACAUCGUAACAGAAAUAUUUAGGACAUUGUAUCGCGUGUUUUAACUUCAUAGUCGCCUGUCAGGCUCAGUGAAGGGCUGAAAAGCUCUGGUGCAAUUAAGGUGAAGCAAUAGAGAGUGUGGUUAGGAAUAAAUGUGUCUGAUGAAUUAUGAAUAGUCCAUUAUGUGGUGCAGAUGCAGACAGCCCACAAAUCAUAACGCUAAUGCAACAUUGUUGUUGUUGUUGUCCACAAGAUUAACACCUAAACCUCAAGCUGGGGUUUUAAUCUGGUGACAAUAAAAGAUGAUUUAACAAUCUGCAUACCUAAAGAUUGUGAAAACAAAACAAAAAUGUGAUCACCAGCUGACUGCAGAUCGACACAUGCAGUUUUUCCCUUUAACAGAGCUCAGUCAACAGGGUUAUGAUAACACAAUUUGCGCUAGAUGAGGUAAUCUGACUAGUACCAUGAUCCCAUCCCCCUCCGUAUGUUAUGUUUAGCUCACUACUAACGUGAUGCAGUCCUAUGAGGCGGUCUGGCAUCCUUUCCGAUCUCCUCUUUGCUGCUGCCCUACCACAGGAUGUUUUCCAAAUGCAGUGGAUAGUUUUUUUUUUCAUGCACAGGUGCAGCCAAGCUCUAUUUGUCCUCCAGUGCAUCAAACCAUACAAUUAAAUUCAAGGGGGAAUAACUCAGUAAGGAUCCAAAGUGCAGGAGAAAGAGCUCACCUCACUCUAUGGGCAGAUUUGGCUCAGUUACUACUUUAUAUGUGCAAUAAAAUCCUGUGAUCUCGUGAUCAUGCUGCUCAAGUCCAGCACCUUGUCUGCACACUCGGUUAUAACAGAUGUCUCAGUUGGAGACGAUUGGAAAGUUGAAGACGCCCAACAUUGCAUUGACAAUGUUGACUGAAUCUGAAAAUAGAAGUGGACGCACAAUGUGAUGACCUCUCCUCCUUCUGACAACAAAAAACUUCCUUCCUGCCAACAGGGGGGCUUCAUGCAGGAAGGUCAGUUUGUUUUGGCUCUGCAUCAAGCAGGAGGGAGGCGUGCUCCGCCCUGAUCGUGAGAAUCUUGACCAGUAGACAGGAGUGUCUUUCAACCGCCAUAACAUACAGAGCUUGACACUAACUUUUUUCACAAGGAGUACACAAAGAACUUUAGGGGCACAAUGAAAAUUGAUCAAAUAAUGUGUGUCUUAUUGGUCGAUAGAAAUGUUAUUAUUUGAAUUCAAUUUUAGGUCUUUUGGUCAUAUGACAUGGAAAAAACAGCCUUUUUAAGAACAUCAACCGGUAAUUUAUUGAUGGUCCCUUAUUCAACACCCGAUGUUGACAGCGAGGAUGCCGAGUAGGUUUAACCACGGUGCUGUUGCUAUUACUGGCUAUUGCAAGUGAGAAGACACUGGUAGAUCCGCAGUGAAUGUUCGUCGAAUAUCCAACCUAAAACUAACUUCAUUGGUCGAUAUAAGUACUAUUAUUUGAAUUCAAUUUUAGGUGUUUUGGUCACAUGACAUGGAAGCUUUUGGUAUAAAACAGCCUUUUCUGAGAACAUCUACUGGUAAUUUAUUGAUGAUCCCUUAUUCAACGCCCAAAGUUGACAGCGAAGAUGCCGAGUAGAUUUAACCACGCUGCUGAUGCUAUUUCCGGUUAUGGAGAGUGAGAAGACACCAGUAGAUCCGCAGUGAAUGUUUGUCGAAUAUCCAACCUAAAACUAACUUCACCGUGGUAUUUACAUGAAAAAAUAUUUGUUGCCUCGGCUAUCUUUUUUUAUGCACACCAGUGUUGUGUUCGUUGACGAAAAUAUAUAUUCAACGCCCUUUUUUUUCCACGACAAAGACGUGAUGUUGACGAGCUAAACAUAAGUCUUAGAUGACAAAAAUGUGAUGAGACGAGACGAACAGAGAUGCAAAAUUCAUGAGCAUUUCGUCAGUCAAACGAUAAACAUAUAUUCUGCAGUGUUGUUUUCGAUGACGUUGACAAAAUAUUUUCGUCAACGUCAUUUUUGUCAACGAAAACAACACUGAUGAAACACAACACUGAUGCACGUGUACAUUUUACAAUUCGCACACAUCUAUUUUUAGUCCCAAAUGCGUGUGAAAUGGUUGCACUGUCGAGCCCUGGUAUACACAACCAGAAUGCUCAGAGGGUAUAAAUGUAGCAUAUUUACAGUGUAUCAUGACUCACAGCAGAGGUGUGCUCGUGUCUUGUGAUGUCAGCCAGACUGUUACGCUUCCUGUUCUCACUGAAAAUAACCAAAACUUGUUUUUCCAGCUGUUUCUUAUCAGUCACAAGUUCAUCUGCUUUCCAACUGUUCUCACACAUCGCCCAGGCCUAGCGUGCAACAUCAAAAGUUGCUCUUGAGAAAGACUUUACCAUAAUGAUAAUGGGACACACAAACAGCAUGUCAGACUGUGUCCAUAGCCAGAAAUCCUCAGGAGACAGACAUUUUUUCUCGACUCUGACUCCAUAUAAUGGGCUUUGCUUACUUUAAACACCCCUCUGCAGUGUGGCAAUCGGUCUUUUGUGAGAAUACAGGCAUAAAGAAACUCACUUGAUCUGUCUUGCCUGGAAACUAGUCCUUAAACCUGGACUUGCUGAAAGCCUGGCCCAGCGUGGUGAAAAUCUGCUGUCAGGACUUUUGGAAGAGAUCUUCUAAUCCCUCUUUUCUUUAUGUAGCUUUCUUCUCUCUGUGCUCUCAUUGACAGUUGGCUCUGUUUGGUCACCCCCUUUAAUCUCGGUACCUGAACAGCUAAGCCAUGACCAACUGAGCUGAAAAGAAACUUGAAUCAUCCUUUCAGAUUUACCUUUUGAGGCACUUAUAUUAGAGUUUAAGAAGAAGGCGUAUCUCUGAAGUAAUUUCUAGUGGUAUAAAACGCACAAGAUACAUAAGUCAGUGUGCCAUUAUGUAAAAUCUGUGUCAAGCAGGAAAGAACUGCCGCUUUACUAUCUCCUUACAGAGGAUAAUAAACCUCGACAGACUGAUAAUGAGACGGACUGUGUUCUUUUUGUCCUCUGUGUAAUAAGGGAGAACCCGGCAGCUUUGACUGUCAGGCCCGUAGUCAACAGGAUCAGCUUCACAUCUUCAGCUGCAGGAGCUCUUAUGUAAUCAGGAGAAUACGUGCAACCGUGUCCCAUUUUUUUGGCCAGAGAGCUGCUUUGGUGUCUUUGCAAAUUAGUGGUGGGCCGGGUCCCAAGGGGCCUCCCAAGUUUCUCUGCCUAAUGAAGGAGUCAGAUAACGACGGGAGCAGCUAUUGUUUCUGCUCAAGAACGACUGUAGGCGUUGUGGCGUGUGUGUGUCAUGACGGGGUGUUUUACAUGCCUGAGGAUUUCACUCCAACAGGUCGGAUACAUGUCAAACAGUGUGUGUCUGAUUUACAUCUUACAUACAUGAUGAUGCACUUAACCUUUACUUACUUUUGAGUCUUUCUGUCAAGGUUAAAGAACAGAAUAAAUCUGAACAUUUUCUCUUUAAAUUGAAGUUUUUUGAAGAUUUAUGACCUUUUAACUCUUCUUUCUGUUUUUAAUCUUAUCACACAAAGGAAACCAACCUGUGUCCCCUGCAUCCUGUAUAAUCUACUGAAAACAUCGUCUCUGUCUUGUCAAUCAAAGGCAUACUUGGCUAACAGGAUUAACUGAUUCUUUACUACACUCUUUCACAAGGUAGCACUUUUCCUUUAGUGUUGUAGAUGAGUUGAUUGUUCCCUCAAAGCCACUUCAGGUGUUGUCGUUGAUAGAUGAAACCAGAAAAGGGGGCUUCCCAUGUUCCUGCAUGUUCAGAAGAGUUCAAAGCCCACUUUAGCACAUGUUGUCGAGGGGACUUACCCUUGUCUCUAUGAAGUCUGGAUCGAGAAAGAGAGGAGAACAGAAACAUCUGAGUCACAAAGAGCUGACUGAAGUCAUGCCAGCGCUGUGGCGUAGAGGUCUGCUCUUGAAUCUGCAGUGCAGUUUUAAGUGGAUUUGGCUCCUUUGGGCUGCAGCCCAGUAGAUUCAAAAUAAGACACCAACAGGGGUUACAGCUCUGAGGGUGUCCACGAUAUAUUUAUGAACAGUGCUGUGAUAUUAUCCUUUUUAUUUUAGUCACAGCUUCUGCAUUUUGAAAAGCUCAGCAUGACAGUGACGGGACUUCAUUUCCUCCUCUGUUCAGACAGUGAGAAAAAACAGACACACACCCUGAGAGACUUUACAGCAAACCACCAGCUCAAAAUAAAAGUCCUCGUAAAAAGAAAAGAUUAAUAUAGUGCUGUGUGUCGGUUUGAGAUUUACCCAACAACAGCAUCCUUGUAAAUGACAAAUACUCAAGGUGUGCUGGAUACAUGCAACUGCUGGUGUAUUUCUCCCUGUAAUAAAGUAAAAAAGAGAGGGGAUAUUAAAGAGGAAUGUUUAAAGGCAAGAAAACAUUUAGAAAAUAGUGAAAUUCGAGCACAUUUUAUUCAAAACAGCUCAACACAGGUUCAGAGUCUAAUGAUAGCAGAGCUAGCACCACCUGCCUUUGGCCCUUUUUGCAGGUUUACAUGGGUCUGCUUAAUAUGCAUCGCUGUGGUUAUAUAAAACUAUUUCAAUUUUCACUGCGAAAAUACUGCAAAACCACACCUGUCUUCUGUGCGUGUUCAUAUCAGCAUGGUAAAACAUCAUGGCGUUGUAGCAGAGGUAGGCUCAGGUAGUGGUGACCUGCAAUCAUGGUUGUUAAAUGAAAGUAUUGACAUAUUGAAUAAAAAUAACAGAAUAAGAAAAAUAUUGAUUAUUCAUUUAACCAAUGAGUAAUUCUUGUGGCAUGUUCUACCUUGGGAGAAUUUAAACAAAAACGCGACAUAAUCUGGUAUUAAUCUGGCAAUUUUGUCGUCUUGGUUCCUUUUUCUUUCCAAGUCUUUACCUGCAUUUUCGUCUAUUUUUUUACAACUUUUAAAUCACUUUUAAUGUUUUUUAUCAGCUAUUUAAUCAUCAAACUGUAAUCAAGUUUACAAACAUUAAUAAACUGUAUAUUUAAAUAUUAAAUUAAAUAAACAAUCAGGUUUGUGGAACUUAAGUCAGUAUAUAUUGAAAAACCUUUCAUGCCUUUUAUGGGAUUUUCAGAAUAAGUUUAGUCACUUUAUUAUAAGCCCAUAUGAGUAGAGCCUAUAUGUUGGAUACACAGGUUUGCAGAGCAAAUACAUCUGGAUUUCUAAACCAUCAGACUCUAAACAGAAGCUAUAAAUGAAUUGUCAGUGUAUUUGCAACACAAAUUUUGUAGAUAACGCUUUAAACAAGUGAGAGGACUUCAGCUAAAAUCAGAUGACAGACCAGAGAGAGACCGGACAUCCAAAAAGGUGAGAAAAACUGAUCAUUUUCAGCUUCCCCCUCUACAGGAGGUCAGUACUGCUCCUCCUCUCAGUAACACCCUGCUGAUGUAAAUCACACUGUCCAGACACUGACCUCUCUCAGGGGAAUCGAGAUAGAUCUCUAGCCCAGCACUCUGGAAAGGCAAAUAAUGUUGAAAGCCUUCCCAUUAGCCUGCACUCAAACUGUACAAAGUCUCAGUAUUCGACCAGGGAACGGCUGCUGAAAGCGGUCAAUAGACGAAUCAGGCACAGUUCAUGUUUGAAUUUGAGGACCUGAUGUGAAAAACAGACGUAACCUAAUUUUCCUCAACGAAAACUUGGUGUUUAUUCUGAAAACACAGAUUAGGAGGGGAUUACAGUCAUACUUGUCUACCCUUGAACCACCUCCAAGCAGCUAAAACCAUGACGGAGCUCAAAAACAACAAAGACCGAUUGUGUGGUUUCACCUACAAACAAAUACACUUACGCUGAUCUAGGACAAUAAACCAGCACACGCUUAUGCUUUUCUUUUGGCACCAAUGAAGACCAGAGUAAUUUACUCUCUCGUAGCCCCAUUAAAAGUUUUAUUAACAUGACGGGCCGCUGUAGUUUUAAUAGAUUAGCCUUUAAAAUGAGUCAAAGAUGCUUGUUACUUCACAUUUUGCCUGAAGAACUCAUCCAGCUCAUGAAGACGGGUUUGAAGAAUGACUGUAAGAUGUAUGCUCUGUCUGCACCUCCCCGGCUCCAUUAGUCUUUCCUCCUAACAAAACCCUUUGAUAUUGAAUACAGUUGAUCACUCAGAGGGUUGGGGCUCGUCAUAUUCCACCUGGGAUGACUUUGAGUCGAAGGAGGGAAAAGCAGGUCAUGAGCUCAGGAGAUUUUGGUGCUUAGAGGAGGUGCUUAGGGUAGUUAUUUGAUGCUAAAGAUCAGAUACAGUGAGUUAUUGUAGUUAAGGGAACUGUUUGAGAUUUGGGAGGGAAGAUGGUUUCUGAUCCAGCCUAGUCUACCUUGCACCAGAGCAGAAUGAAGUAGGGCCGGGCGAUAUGGCCUCAAGUCAAUAUCACAAUAUAUUGAUAACAAUAAAAGGACGAUAACUACUCCACAAGCUGCUCACCCCCUCCCACAUUAACUUGGUCUACUUCAGUCGCCGCUACAACUUCUGAACCGUCCUCCAACUCCUCACCUGUCUUUCCAUCUUUGUUACGGGCUGGAUGGGGUGGAGUCACGUCUCUGACGUAGGACAGCGUCUAUUAGCCCAGCGUCAGCGUCGAUUAUUGUCGUAAAUUUCAUUGUUGGGAAGUUUUCGGUUAUCUCCCAGCCCUAGAAUGAAGUCAGAGAGACUGCAGAGAUUUUUCCAAAUUAUUAGUCAGGCAAGUUUAUUUAGCACAUUGAUGCACACAUUGAUAUAUAAAGCAUUGAUUACAGUGUCAAUGCCAUAGGCCCAAAAUUAGGAGGAUAUAAUUGUCUAAUCUGGUCCUAGAUUCUGCACAUCUGCUGCAGCCGUGCAGAAAAAAUGCCAUGGUACGCCAAAGAGACAUGCUGUUCUCCUCUAUCUAAAGCACCAGAGGCCCACAUGUGUGCACACAUGUGGCAUUUGGGAAGUAUCUGCUCCUUCUAACCCCCCUCAGUCAGUCCUGUUAAACACAGGGAGUAGGCUGGUGCUGCAGAGUCAUGGCCUAGAUUUAUGUUCAGUCAGCUGUACUCCACUUCUCCUUGAGAGAGGAGAGGAAGGACGAGGGAAUGAGGGGAAAGGAAGUCUUGAAGUGGAUUGAGUCGCUUGUUCUCAACACCUCUGAUGAAAAUAUCCCAGACGGGACGCUCUGGGCUCUCUGGUCGCCUGACAGGUCUGGUCACCAGUGGCCUAAUAUUAGACCAGUCCCUGCUCAGCUAAAGGGCAUGCUUUUGUAUUGUAAACAUGCAUUGGUCUACAUACAUUUUGCUAGACACUUGCAGCUGCUGUUGGACCUAUUUUGGUCCAAAAUUCCAGCUUUAAGAUCAUAGCAGAGAAAUGAUAUUUUAGGGACUUGAACCUGAAGAAGUGGGAAUUACAUGCUAUCAUGAAACUCCUGUUGCAAGCAGAAAAGUCCUGUUUUUAUUGGGAGGCAGAAUUCCUGUAAAUGAUAACUGUCGGGUGUAAUUGCAUGUUAAAAAGGCUCAAGAUUACUGCCUCGACUGUAUUUUUGCCUUAGGUAAUGUUUACAAAAACAUCCAUUUGGAAAAGAUGACCAUCAACAACUUCGUGUGCUGUCCCAGACGAGGACUCACGCAGUCGCAGCUCUCUCUAAAUGUCAACAAGGAUGUCCUGAUGAAAAAUGUCAGCAGUUAUAUGACCUGAACCCACUCAUUAAUCACAGGGGGGGUUCAAGAGCAGGAAAGGAUCACUCCAAAGUCUGUGUUCCUUCUGAACUGGGACAACUUUCUGAUGUUCCUGAAAUGAGGUUAAGGGAUGCUGCCCCGUAAAAACAGAAAUAAUAAACCCAGAUGAACUCAGAGAAGUGAUAACCGAUGUCUGGCUUUGCGAGUGCUUAGGUAGACAUCCACAGCUAUUAAAUUAUUGUAGAACAUAAUGUAAGAUUUCAAAAAGUCGACUACAUCAACUCUUCUAUUAAUUUCCUUUUUAAGCAAUCAGCAGAAAUCUCAACCUUACUGGUUUCUAGGGCUGGGACGAUAUGCUUUUCUCCUGAUUUGAUCGUUCUAUAAUUUUUGGAUGCGAUUCUGCGAUAUUGUUGAUUUUUCUCGAUUUUUAGUCUGCACUAAGACAGUUGAAUGACUAUGAUUGUCUUCUGAUUAUUCCAGGAACCAUAUUUCCCCCAAAAAUACACAUCACAUGUAAGGCAGUUUUAAGAUUAAUUCUUAAAUUUGGAAAAAAAAAAAAGGUUUUUGAUCAUAAAAAUCGAUUUAAAAGUUGUAAAAUAAAAAAAAUCAUGAUACUUAAGUGAAUCGAUUUUUUUCUCCCACCUUUACUGGUUUCCAAAUCUAUGUGAUGUUUCUGGGUCAAUCUGGAUCUGACAAAAAUUGAGGAUACAAAGUCAGACUGAACUUGGUCCUCAGCUGUGACAGGGGACAAGAAAACUCGGUCAGUAGAAACUAGAUCAUGUCACCACUUCCCAACCCCCAAAAGGUUUGUGGAGCCAGUUGCUAGUAGCGACGGGAUGGCAUGUGGCUGUGCAGCGUCUAGCUCUGAAUGGCAGCUUGUGUGGCGUCUGAUAUCACCGAGAAGACUUUCACCCCCCACCUCUGGUUGGACUGUCGAAGUUUCUCUUCAAGGUUACAGGCAGCUUCCUAUCAGUAAUUCCUGUCAUGAGUGAGAUGACUUUGGUAAAUGUAACAGAGCAGCAGCGGCAGCCAACUGGCAGAGAUUGUCCUCCUCAGCCAGGCCAGGUGAUGUGAUGAAAGCUGUUGAAAACCCUGACAGAAAGACCUCAGUUCUUACUGACCUGCAUUAACAGAAAGCUGUCUUUUGUCCUGAGCUCCUUGGAUUAGUGUGCUUAAACUUUCAUCAUUAUUAGACACACAUUAGCAGGGGCUUGAUAAAGGAUUUCAUCAGUUUGCAUCAGAUUUAUUUGACCUAUUUCUUUGCAGCGUGUUUUGAUCUCGAAAUGAACGUGAAAAGUUGAGCGGUCAUUCUAGAAAAAUACGUUUUCAGCCAUUUUUACGAUUGUUUGACUCCAUUUUCUAGGCUUGUAGCCUAAUGACAAACAGAAUUUCUUGAUUUCUCAGUAGUAUUAAGAUCACAAUUGACAUUAAAUCAACCUGAAGCAAUUUUAUUAGCAUAAUCCAACAAGUUGUUAAUACAAAAAUAAUCUCCGGUUCAAUGUUAUCUAAGAAAACUAGUUUCAGACAGUUAAUCAGCUGAAAAAGCAUCUUCAUUUUAGAAAUUUUGAUGAGCUUUUACUCCUACGUUGCAACUUUUAAUGCCUCAUGACGUCUUAUAUGAUCUGGAAUUAAAGCUAUCAUUUAUAACAGCCCGGUCCUAAGUGCCAUUAUGAUAAAUGAUGUUUAUCUCAGCCUCCAUUUAAAGUUGUAGUCCUCGGUUGUAAGCACAUGUAAUGAAAACUUUAGCCUCUAAACACACACACACUCUCUCUCACAGAGCCCGGUUUGGCAUGGAGUCUGUGCUUGUUGUUUACACUGCGCUUCCUGUGUGUCUGGGCCCCCUUUGCCCCUCUUACAUCACCCCUAUUCGGCGCAGAAGGGACACAAACGGGGUGAAGGGGCGACGGGUUAGGGGGGUAAGCGAUGAGGUAGUUCAUUAGUCCCCUGGCCCGUCACAAAUGAGAUGCAGAUCCAUUCUCCCUGUGUUUCACGAGUUCCUGCUUUCUUUAUUCGGGGUUGCUGCCCUUUUCCUUUUCCAGUCUUUUGAUUUCACACUCCGGCUCUGUUGUUUCCUCGCCUCUUGUUUGCUUCAUCUCUGUUUUUUAAGGGAAUGUGCUGCAUUUUCUACUUUUAGCCAUGUAGUUGUAAAGUUCAAGACUUCACAGCUGUAAUUUGUAUUUUUAAGUUUCAGUUUUUUCACUCAGGAGUCCGACUGUGCAGCUUCUCCUCUUCUUAUCUGCUCAGCUGAAGACAGAAAAAGUCGUGUUUGGCUUCAUACAUAUUUCAUACCUUGUCCUAUAUAUUUACUCUGCACAGUAUCUUGAAGACAGCAGCUAUGCUCUGGAUGUUGCGUUGAGAAUGAGCUGCACUUGAAAGUUGUGAUCUUACUGACCGAUCACUACAACAAAGAUCAUUGUAUAAGAUAUCAUGACUUCUCUGUAUGUGUUUAUCACUGGAAUGUCUGUCUGUUUGAGUAUCAGGCACUUCUACACGGCCCCUGCUUUCUUCAAGCUCUAGUCAGCCGAAAGCAUCCCUCCCUGAGUUGUUAAUGAGCAAACACAGUCAGAAUGUGUUGUCAUAGUUUGCUUAUUCUGUCAUACAGUGAGUCAUGUGUUUUGCAAGACAUAACCUAUGGUAACAUGGUUGACAACAUCAAGAAAACAGUCUUUCAUUACAAUAGUCAAGUCAAGUUUAUUUAUAGAGCACCUUUAAGAAGACAGCAGUCAAUCAAAGUGCUGUACACAGGAUAAAUAAAAGAAGUAAUAAGUAGAUAGAUAACAAAACAAUAAAAUUAAAAACAGUGGACAGUAAAAGAAUAAAAGCUACAGUGCCUAUGAUUCGUGUGUGCUCGUUUAUGAAAUACAAGGCAGAAAAAAUGGGUCUUUAAGGACAAUUUUAAAGUCUCUAGGGUCUGUGAGGCUCUCAUAUGGCCAGGCAGAUUGUUCCAGAGUCUAGGAGCGAUGUCGAAAAAGCCCUGUCACCUCUAGACUUAAGUGUGGUUUUGGAGGUGUCCAAAAGCAACUGGUCAGAGUGACCUUAAGGCUCUGGCUGGGGAGUGGUGAUGCAGGGGCUCUGAAAGGUACAGAGGGGCAAGACCAUCGAAGGCUUUGAAAACAAUGAAAAGAAUUUAAAAAUCAAUGCGAAAGCGGACUGGGAGCCAAUCGAAGGGUCACUAAAAUUGGGGUUAUGUGGUCUGAAGGUGGUUGAUCGAUGACUUAUCCAAGGAGGUACAGUAAUCUAUUAGUGAUGCAAUAAAGACAUGGAUAGUUUUUUCAAGAUCAGCCUUUGUAAAAUAAUAUUUAGUCUUGGCUAACAGACGGAGCUGGAAAAAGCUCGUUUUUAACAACAGCACUGAUCUGCUGUUGGACUGGUACAUUGUACCAAAGAUCCUAAAUCUCUCCUCCUAUCGUUCUUAUGUGUGUGGUCUAUAAUCCAUUUAUAAAUGCAUGGACUGAAUAUUCAUUCUCUGCUUUACAGAUAAUUAAAUUUGAAGAAGAGCAUUAGUGCACCAAAGAUUUGGCUGGUGACUCUAAUGAGGUAGAACUGAGGAUGCACCACAGGCUUUGCAUUGUGGGUAUUUCUAUAUCAUGCUAACUGUGAAAUUGGAUUUCUGCUGGAUCAUGUUUUGCGUGUUAGUUAUUACCAGCUGUCCCACUUCUAGCCUGGCUCCUUGCUCACUAAUGUCAUCAGCCAAUCUGUAAAGUACUAAAUUCCUUUGUGAUUGAACUUUGGGAGCGAGUGCUUAAUGAGCUUUGCAGAGCCUGUGCUACAUUUCCCCAAAGUUGCACAUAUUUUAUCCAACCUAACAUGCUUUGAGCCGGGAAACAGCACACAGACUGUCCUAAUUACCUGCUGAUUCCCAACCUGCUGCUCUACUUCCACACUGUGCUCAUGCAUGCAUGUCUACAGCCUCCCCUGCAGGGGUUCCUUUAGCAUUUCUGCCGACUUUUACAGAUAUCUUAUUCUAUUGUCGCACUUUUUUUUGCAUGCUAACGGAUUCAGUUGAGCGCCUCGGGCUUUGUUUGACACCAGCAGCCAGAGAGGCCCCAUAGGGAGGCAUGAUGAGCUGUGGUGCAAGGUGACGGUGUGAUGUUGAACGAGUGAUCGCACACAGCGUGCCGCAGAUUCCUGAACCUCCUCUGACCCACUUUGAAGGGUCUCAUACUAGGAGGGGGAAAACAAAGCAACCAUGCCAUGACAUCAUUGCUUCAAGGGGCUCCAAAGACUGAUUUACUGCCUUUUAAAGUAUCUCCAAACCGCCCAGUAAGCCAUAAAUCAAUCCACAUGCUGAUUUAAGCUGCAGUAAUACUAAAACAAGUUUUUCCUCAAAGGCUCUUGGAUUAUUCUUCCUGUCUAAAAAAAAUAAAAAUGAACACAAGGAAUCAAGUAAAAGAGAAAAAUGUCACUUGUGUUUUAAGGCAGAGAGAGGAAUGCUACCAAGCUUUGAAAACACCAACCAAAUGUCCACCGUGUGUGUUUUUCUCCAAGCCAUCCAGUAAUAAGUUCCACCAAAGUGUUUUUCCAUGUUCAGACUCGGUGGACGCCGGAGCAUCUCUGAGUAAGCUGGUGAACAUUGAUUUAUGACACUGAAUAAUGGAAGUGAUGUCACAGAGGGGUGGUCUAAUGGCUUGUGGCUGGAGUCGUCCCCUGGGUGCAGAGCCCUGAGAAAGCUGGAGUGUAAAUAUUGCAAGGAGGAAGUUGCUCUCUGAGGAGACUCGUGCUCUAUAGAUAGACCCCUCUGCUGUAAAAAACAGUUUCUAAAUAAAUGAGGCUGUUUUCCAUUUUCUAACAAAAUGCGGUUAUUUCAUUUCUCAUAAGAACACGAUAUUGCAAAAGUACCUUGAUAACUUGAUUAGCUUAGCUUGGCUCGACUCCUAUUUGUUUUUGUCUUUGACUUCAGAGAGGACACAGAGUCCAUGGAUUGCUGAACAGAUUGUGUCAUUGAAUUAAGUACAUCUGUGCAAAUAUUACUUCAGCUCUCUCCUCUAAAUGUGUCCCAGUGUUGUUUGCAGUAAGAGGUCACUGGGCAAACAGUUUCCCAAAGUUUUGUACCUUUCACUAUGUCAGACCAGGACAGGCACAAGUUUGGGAAACCAGUCUUUAAACUUUGACUUACUCACUUACAGGAAAGUCAGUGUUUGGAUCAGCGUGUGCAGUAGUUAGACCGAUUUACAAAUUUAAAAUGAGCUUUGUGAAGAUUGAUGUUUGUUUGCUUAAUACCAUCAAUUUCUGGCUGCAUUUCUUAGCGCUCAUUUCACCUCAUAGUUUGUCAGUGCUAUCUCAACUCAGCUGUAGGCAAUAGAGAAAUCACAACAGCUCUUGCUUUUUAGACGUUUAUUGAUUUCUGUGAACAAGCGCCAACAGUUUGGAUAAUCAGUCAACUUGUAAGUGAUUAAUUUAACACACAAAAAAGCAAUUUUCUAGAAGUUCAGUAUCCCAAAACAGUUCAACUUUGUUUUUUCACCCAGAGGUAAAUCAAAAUUCAUUGAUUUCAGUGUGGUCUGAAUGAAAGGCUGUCAAAUAUAUAUGUAGUAUUUAUUUUCAAUCAAUCAAUCACUGGAUUUUAGCAGUCAUUUGGGACGUAUCACAUUUUAAAUAUCAAGAUACGCCCACUUGUGUGAUGCGGUUGCUUAGUAACAUCAGUCUAAUUAGCUGCACCUGCAUGUUCUUAAUGAUCAUGACUUUUAUAAUUAUUAUUCACUAGUGCUACCCUGUUAUAUCAGUGUGGUCUGAAAACCAUGACUAAGGUCACAGAUUCAGACAGCUUAUUCUUUAGCGUAGAUUUAUCUUACACAGUCCUAAAUCAUGGUCUGCCCACUGGUGUGAUGCGGUUGCUUAGUAACAUCAGUCUAAUUAGCUGCACCUGUGUGCUUUAGCUUGUAGGUGGUAUCUCAAACUUGAACUACUUAAAGUGGUAUUUUUAUUUCAUUGGACACAAAGUGCUUGUUACUUUAACUUGUUAACUGAGCCCUUUAGGACAUUUAUAAAGGGAAAUGAGUCAUUCAAAAAUACUGCUGUGUUGUUAUUUUCUGUUGAGCUAGCAGCAGCUGGCAGGGGACUAAGAGACAUGCAGCUAAAAACAAUCAUUGAAUUAAUUUCAGAGCUUAUUUACAUCUUGAUAAAAGCAUUUUAAGAACGAAUUAAAUCAGCAUAACUAGUUUUUCUCCAGUCCUAAGAUUAAAAGAAAUGGUCAACCGAGUAAAAAGUUUUCAUCAUAUUUAUCAAUAGCAUAAAUCUUUGGUAGUUGCUCAAACUUUUUCAUUACACUCUUGUUUCUUCACCCGUAUAUCUCUGUUUUCUCUCUAGUCUGGUGGUGCAGACAGUCGGUGCAGAUUGAUGGUGCUCCAUCAAUCAGCCCUUGUUUCAGUCUCUCGCUGUGCAGCGGCAGUCCUCCUCUCCCUCAGCUCCUCAUCCCAUUUUCCUUCAGAGAGUUUCAGGUUUCAUUUGUAUUCAUUGUCAGUGCCACCAACAUACCAUAGUGUGUUACACUCCCAUUCUUUUUGUCAUUGACCGUUGAGAUCACUGUGAUUGUCUGACCGUCGCCCACAGUCCUGUUCUUUGUUGCUCCUGUUCUCAGGUGUGUGAGGGACUUUCUCAGAAUAUGACACCUGUCUGUCAAAACUGCCUCUUCUACUAUCACCUCAUGUGUCUUGUAGCUGUCACAUCUGCCCUGUGAGAGAAUGGCGUUGAAUGAUAAACUCACACACUAAAGUAUUGUUAUUCAGCACCUGAGCAGACACAAUGGCACACCUGUGGCUGUGUGUAGCACCAGUUGUUUGGAAAGAAACCUGCAGGGAUUUGGUCGAUUGUUUCAUAUCAUGUAUCACAGAGAGUCUUCUGUCUUCUGUAAGUGCAGCAGUGUAGAGAAAUGAUGGAGGAAAAACCGGGGGCAAGCAGUUUUAGUGGAUUUAGUCAUGUUUAAAUUAAGUCAUUUGCAACCCCUGGGUGCUUUGUUUUAUGCUGCGUGCAUUUUUUUAAUUUCAGAAGCGAGCAAUUUUAUUUUAAUCUCUCAUCCUUGCCUAAAUUACUGGCUCCAGCUUUUAGCUUUUUCCCACAGAGAUGCAUUUUGUCACUAAAUUGGACUGAACCCACUCCAGCGUUCAUCUUCUCCUUUCAGUUUAUCUCACUACCAUUCCCACUCCCUCCUCCUCCUCUCUCCUCUCUCCACUUGCUGUCAUUGCGAUGUUUUGGCUGCUGUCCCGUUGCCAUGCAGAGACCACAACAAUGGCCCCUCUCUGUCAGAGCACAUCACCGCCCCGGGAAUGCUUAUUUAAUAGUGGCAUGCUUCGACAGGGGAAACACAAUGUCUUGUCUACCAGCUGAACUCUUUCAUGAGCUCAAACUGCUGUUUUCUCUGCGGCCGUCGGGCUUCGUCCGGCUCAGGGUCACCGGCGGCUGCUUCUAUUUCCCAGAGUGAUGAUGACAUGGACUUUCCAAGCCUGCAGCUUAGCGUAGACAAUCUUCGCUUCAAGGCCAAACAUUUCACUGUGUGCUACUAAAUGUCUGUAAUUGUACAGAGCGUGAAGAUGACUUAUUUGUAUUAGCCAGUAGCUGUUCAUGCAAAUCUGGAUUUUACUCAAAAGUCCUAGGGCUGGUUUUCUUGGAGAUCUUUAGACUACAUAGUAGGGCUGUAAUCAACCGAAGAAAUUCUUGGUCGACUAAAACCCGGAAAUUUUCAAGCAAAAAUCAACUGAUUUUGAUUGACGUGGGCGCUCUUCAAUCUCUGGGCUCAAGUGGGUUGGGUGAGCACCCCCUGUGAAAUGGGGGUGCUCCGAAAACACCCCCAUUAACACUGGGUACGUUACUCCUAGUGAAAUUAACCAUAGAUAGUAAAUUGAUGCGGAAAAAAUUGAGUCGACCAAUCAGAAUUUUGUCGAUUCAGCACUUAUCAGGGUUACCAGGUGUACAAUAAUUAUUUGUCUGAUAAUUUUGGCCUCUUUACAAUGAAUAACCCUGAAAAAAUGCUAGAUGUACGAUCAUUUGACAGUUUUGUUUACCACGUGAUGUUUCUAUCCGAUUGCUGUAGUUUGAGUGACGUUUGUUUCCGAAGAACUCAACUCAGUCGUGAAGUCUGAUCACAUGCUGCUGAUGUGGGGCUGAGGUCGAAUGACCACAAAACUGCAGCAACAAAAUCGUGACUGGAAUCAAGUGCCUGUAGGACGCUAAACAGAGGAACUUAAUGUGACUAUCAUGCAACAGUAAGAUUGUUUUUUUGAUUAUGAUGGGUGAACGAUAAUUCUGCCAAAAAUACGAUAAUUUUGAGUCUCUGGUACAGUUACUUUAUAUUUCCCAUCUGGCAUGUAUCGACCAUAGACUGUAUAUAGAAUGGACAGCGUCUGCCUCCUCACUGGGUGAAGCCACUCCGAGAACAGCACCCUCUGUUGAUGGGCUGCAGUAUGGGUCAUAAAUCCCGCCUCCGCCAGCAAAGCUUAUGGAGCUGUGGACAAACUUUAGAAAUUUAUUACACAGAAUUUUUCUCCCCCCUGCUUGCGAUGUUGACAUGUAGUUACUGUAAGACUGGUUUGUGCUCAAGUCCUCUUUUUUCUGUACAGCUCCGUUUUUAAAAGUUAUCAGGGGGUUCAUGUUUUCUAUGAUUGACACUUGAUACAGCCUAUGGGCGUACGAAGAUUGCGUAGCUCACCCGGGGAUACACUGUUUGAGCCGAGCGUCAUCACAGCGACUCUCCCGACGAAUGAGCACAACGCUACUGCACAAUGCUGGUUUCAGGAAAUGAAGAAAAAUCACAGAAAUACCGAGAGCUAUUGGGCCUCAAAUCUGUGUACAGGCGGGAGGCAAAACCAAGUUGUCCAUAGUAUAUACAGUCUAUGGUAUCGACCAAUAAGUCAACCAGGCGACGAGGACUUUACAGCCCUAAAAGUCAGAGGGCUUUCUUGUUUUUUUUUGGAGAUCUUUAAACUACACAGUUGCAUACUCUAUAGAAAGCUAUAAUCAUGCUCUUUUGAGGCUGCACAGCUUUAGUCUCACUGCAUAUCGGCCUUCUUCUUUGCAGACUCUUGAAUAGAGCAGCAUUUGUAGAGUAAAUCUUGAGUGCAUUCACUGUCCCAGAGUGACACCCCCCCACUGUCUGUGUUGUUUUUAGCCCAAGUCUGAAUAAUUUACAGCAUGUUGCCUCCAGUGUUUACCUCCAGAGACUGUGCAGAAGAGUCUGUUCUCCAACAUGGGUUCCACAGAGCGCAGGGGUACAGUGCUGAGUGGACAAAGCCAAGUGUCCCCUCCCAUGAGGGUCUUUGUUUGGCCGUCAAAGCCUGGGCAAACUAAUGUUUGAGCAGGAGAUUCAAGUGCAGCAGCCUGCCAAAUGUGAGUCAUGGUGCGGUGAGUGAAGCCGCUGUCCCAACAAACCAGAACAGCUUUUCUUUUAUCAGAUAACUCCGAAAGUCUCAGACAGCACAGAUGACUCAUGAGCAGAACCGAGCGUCAGUGAAGACGUUUUUUCAGCAAGAAGGAGUUUGUCUUCCUUUCCGGGAAGAUGAUCUCUCUGAUUCUGUUUUCCUCAGCAGCUCAUUUCACCUCAAUAGAAUCAUCAGGAUGCCAAAAAGCAAUUACUGUGUUUUGUUCUGCCAGGGAGCCAGGGCCAUUUGCUGAGGCUGCUCCGUCGAUAAAUCAGUUGUGCAGAGUAGAAAUGGUUUUAGACAUGGAGCGAGAGGAACGGUGUAAUCUCAGCAGCAGCGCAAAGAUAAAGAAACAGGAGACAUAUUUGGAGGUGCACUAUUUCAUGGUGUUGUUACAGCUCUGAUAUUUGACUAUCAAACUGAACAAUGUCCCCAAGAAAACAAUCCCGUCUCUGUGUAACUGUGGCCUCCACCCUCACACUUGAUACAUGCAGCUCUGGAGGAAGUUUACGUCACCCUGGUGAAUUACUUCACAGGCUCAGCCGUGAGAGGAAUGAAGACCAACUGGUCCAGUCCCAUCUCUCUGCGUCUUACCUUUUACCUCACUGUUUUCUCACUUGCUUCUGCUCUUUGUUUUUCUCUUCAACCAGCUCCCGACUCAGACCUAAAAACAAAACCCACAAGGCCCGAUCCGGAGGGGGAGAGCAGCCCCCCGAAAACAGAAAACGCCACGCAGAGGAUGGAGUCGCCGGCGAAGAAAGACGCGGACCGGAGAAUGACAACCCCGACGAAAUCUGACAUCAUCUCUCGAUCACCUGGGUCGCCUCUACCCAGGACGAAAAGGAAGGAAGGUAAAGAAAAAAAGAAACUGUUUAUCUAACUCGUGUGGAGUUUAGUUGCGUAAAAGUUCAAAGUUAAACUCAUCCACACGUGAAGCAGCUCCUCUAAUGGCACCAUUACAUCUGCAGUCAGCUCUCUUGAGGCGAGAUAAUGCUCCACUAUCUGACUAAAAGUGACCACAUGCUUUCAGACGUGAAGCUAAAUCCAAUAGAGCUGCUGGAGUUUAUCUAAAGUGUCGGAACAAACACGGAACAAAAGCUGCUGUGUGGAAACAUCUGAGCUCGGUGAUCAAAGAUUGAAUUAGUUAAAAUAAAUCUGCCAGUAAAAUAUGGACAAAUGAGCUUAUUUGGUAUGUGGCGGGCUAAUGCGGAGCACCGCCAUGCACUGUGCCCUCAUGAGAAGUGGGCAAAAGGAACCCGAUUAGGAACCCCAUUUCAAUGAGCGAUGCCAAGAAGACAUUUAGUUUGACCUGCCUCUGUCGAUAUUUCCAAAGCACAUGAAAACUCUAAGGAGCAUGUUUGAGGGAUUUUGGAGUUUAAGCCUCUUUUCUCUCUCUCCUUUAUUCUUUAUCCAUUAAUCCAUCCUCUGUGGUCAUGGUCUUUAUUCCCUUAGCGUGAGGUGACAGGGAUAACCCCCCUCUAAAGUCCCAAACUGCUCCAAAAGUGUGACAGUACUUCCAGUUUUGAAACUCUGAUGCAGCUGAGUCAUAUAUACCAAGACUUCAUGAUCUCUUUUAUCUCUUUUCUGUUUUAGAGGAAUAAAAAUGCGUAUAGUUGAGCUUGUAGUCUCCAAAUGUAACCCAUGUAGUCCUUCCUUUUUACGCUAGGUUUGUAAAGCUCAUUACUUUUGAGGUUUUGCUGCACCCAGAGGGGAGUGACGAAGAUGGAAAGCACUUUGUGGUCCUUUUUUAAUCAGUGAAAUGAAACAGUAAGGUAGUUCAGCUCAGUUAAGUGGUUUAGUUUGAAGCUUUUUCCCCUCAUACUGAGCUCUUUUUUGUCAAAUUUUAAACAUUAUCCCGUCGAAGCGGGUCAUUUAUUUCUGUCAGGUGAACCUCCUGUGAGUGGUAUAGAAAUAAAACGUUUGUGAAGUCAAAAAGAAACUUCCCUAUCAGCAGAAAAACUCACACUUCAGAUGUGUUGAUACCCUGAACUGUCUCUAAUGUACAGUCAAACAAAAUGACACAGAGCUGACUGGAGGAGUGUGAGAACAGCGCUGAGGCUGACACUGUCUCUGAAGCUUUGUCCAUGUGACGUUAUGAUUAACAUGGUGCUGGUGGUGAGUUGCAAACGGCGUCACAUCACACGGGCCGAGGCUGUUCACAUGGGCUUUACAUAUUCCUAUAAAUAUCAAAGUGGGUCAGAGGGUUUUUCUUAGAGAGGGCUGCAUGGCAGAUUGUUUUCAUGUUUAUGAUUCACGCCUACACCGUAUAAAACCCGGCUGAAGGUUGCGUUCCUCUGUGUUUGAUGUCGAGCAUCUGGUAUGAGAGGACUGAAGGAGGAAGUGUGACAAGAAGACUCAUGAAGGAUCAAGACUAGAGCUUGUUGCUGCGCUGUAGAGAGUUGGGGUAAUACAGGUGGAAUAUAUGUAAAUAUGUAAGUUCACAUGUUUAAUGUAAGUUGAGCAACACUGAGCAGAUCCUCCAUGAUGAAUCAGAUAAUGGUUUCAGGUCUACAGUAGGGAUGCACAAUUUCGAUUUUUUUAUUCAGUGACAACUUCACGAUACUUCACUUUAAAAAUAAAAAUGUUUUCUAUCAUCUCUAAAAAACGAAACCACUGAAAACAAUCUAGUGCACAUGCCAAGCCAGUAAUUGGCGCUGUAACGCUGCUCAGGAAAUGCACAAAAGACAGAGGAAGAGACAGAAGAAGAGCCGCCAUAAAAGAGUUACGCUGUGUUUCACAUAAUCGUUUCAAGUGAGAUGCAGGUAGGCAUCCACACAGAGAUGAAAUGGCAGUCGUUUAUGGAUUUAUACAUUUUCAAAAAGUUCCAUUUACAGCCGUCCAAAAUGCUGUUUCCAUGUGGAUGAAACGCCAAUACGACAAAAAACUUUUGCGUUUACUCCUGAAUUCGUUUCCUUAUGGACGGGUUGAUACCGCUUUCAGACAGACUUUGCAGCUUGGAGUUGUUUGCUCUUCAUCCGAAACUGCAAAUCUGUACCAAUUCCCCACUACUGACUUGCUCUUGCCCCUUUCAGCUUCAAAAUGAUCAUCCUCUUUUGCAAACGACAUGUUUGUUUACACUGGUGUGUUCUUGGAACUGGGGAGCGCUCUUACAGGAACGGGGAGCCUAUAGUGGCCUUGAGGCACGAGUAAUAAUAAAGAGGAAAAUCGAUUUGACGAUUUUACUUUUUAAACGUCAUCAUAAUCAAAUAAUCCGUUUACGAGUUAAAAUCGAUUAAUUGUGCAGCCCUAGUCUACAGCAUGUAUAGACAUAACAUUAAAUCAGCUAGCCUUUUGCAUAGAUGACCAUGUUUAUAUUUUUACCAGGAAGUAGGACUCUACAAACAUCUUGAAAUAACUGCUUGCAUUGCCGCCCCCCUCUGCAUUUCUUUCCACUGAGAGGUUCCCCCUGAGGUAUUUGGAAGGAAUGUUGUGUAUGAGCACACAUCAGGGAUGUCACAGGGAGAAGAGACAUAUGUAAGUGCCCCCUGUAGUCAUAACAGAGCACAGCCGAACAUAAAAAAGAGCAUACACCCACAACCAGAUGGCAGAGGAGAUUUACCGAGCCUUAAACAUCCUGCAGCUUUUAUUCGAAGAAGAUUGGCUUCCACGAAGAUGUUUACGAACAUUUGUUCUUUUUGUUUUCUCUGCAUGUGAAACUCAUCAGUUUUGUUGUUUUUGCAUGACUUUUGAGAUGUUGAGGUUGUCGGUUUCCUGCCAUUGUGUGGUGGCAUUUCCUUGUGGUGGUAUUUAAACGUUGAAUACACCUGCUGCACUUCAGUUAGUGACUGUGAAGAAGACAUUUACAGUUUUUCAGAGGGAAGAUUACCCCCUUUUGCACAAAUCUGUUCUGGAUAGAUGACGGUGCAUUCAGGUGACUUGUAACUUGUAACUAGAGAUACUCUGUGGGAGUCAGUCAUGUCUCAAAUGAAAGGUUGACGGUUUGAUCCCAGCUCCUGCAGUCACAUGUUGAAGCAUCCUUGGGCAAGACAGUGAACUCUAGACUCCUCCUGGUGACAUAGUCAGCAUUUAUGAAUGAGAUUAGCCAACACUGAUAAUCCCCUUCUGCAGCGCCCUCUGCCAUCUGUGAGAAAAUGAAUCUGACAAGAAGUUUAAGAAAGCUUCAGGUGGUCAGAGAGACAAUCUAAGAAGAAUUUGCUUUAAAAGUACAGAAACACUCACCAUCUACCCUAAACUUAAUAAUUAGAAGUUUUUGGCUCGAUCACUUAUCUUUGUAAUCAGAAAUUGUCCUGAAGGAACAGUUUUCAGCGAGGUAAGCUUGCCUGAACAGCUUUAAUUAGUUUCUUAGAGGGUGUUGUCUGUAAUUGCUCAUUUAUAUGGAUCCAAGGGUGAGUCACAAGGCCAAAAACUCUUGAAAGAGAGUUAAUUCCCAGUUGUUUUGGUGAUUAGGAUUGAUUGCACCAUAUUGGUUUUCUUGCUUCAAGGAAACACGAAGAAACAUCAUGAUUUGACUUUUUUAAAUGAAUACUUUUGUGGCCAGGUCUGGAUUGGACCUGAUGUAUGUUUCUAACUUUUAAUUUACACAUGCUGUAUAUUUUUCUCAUCCUAGACAUCAUGAAGUCAGAGGAGAGGCAGAAGCUGGCCAAGGAGCGGCGGGAAGAAAAGGCCAAAUAUCUCGGUAAGCUGACUAGAGGGGUAGAAAGACUUUACCCUUUACACAGUAAGAGAGCUCCCUCUAGUGUUGGGGUGAAAGAGGUUUUUGCUUCAGUUUGUAUUCGUGUUGCUACUGGUUCCAGGCUGCAGAUGGCAUGCACAUGUUGCAAAAGGAGGAGAAAAAUGGUUGUUUGGGUUGCUGAACAUAAAAACGGCUCAAAUGAGCAUAAGCUCAGCCACCAUUUUAUUUUGGGUAAGCAAGCAGCCGGUUUCGAAAUGCAUGCUGCUGUUGGGAUAAAUUGGCUUUUGUUUUGAUUUCAGCACAGCUUUUUUUUUUUGCCAAAGUUUUAGUUCUAACUAUUCCUAAGAUUGAAAAGAAAUGUUGGAGAAGUGACAAAAAUGUACAGAAUUCUGGCGAGUCUUUUAAGAGUCGUUAAUCUUUCUGAUAUCUGAAUGUUUUCUGAAAUUCCUCCCCUCUGAAUUUGUACAGUCUUCUACAUUUAACCCUUUAAAUUAGUUUUUAUCAAGCUGACUCAGUGCCAUAACUGUUGAAAUGUUAUGGCUGCACUUUUCACACUGGUUGGUAAUGCAUCUUUUUCGCUGGAGUCCAUGUGUUGGACACACAUGGCUGUCACAUUGGCUGCACGCUGCUCAUACACUGCUUUGCAUGAUUGACAGUUGCCUCUGUCUUUUCUCUUACCUCUUACCCCUGCAGAAGAGCUCAGCAUAGCACAAGGUAAGCCACUCACCUUUGUGUAUGUGGUGAUGGUGGUGGUGAUGGUGGUGGUGUUCACUUUGACUAUUGCUUCAUUUAAAUGUAUUAAUUUUACACCAGUUUUAACUAGAGCUGGGCAAUAAACCUACUAAAAUACAGAUUACACUAUCUUACAUAUAUCAGGAUAGGGCUGGGCGAUACAGCCUCAAAUCAAUAUCACAAUAUACUGAGCAGAUAAUGAUAAAUGGAUGAUAACUACUCCACAAGCUGCUCACCCCCUUCCACAUUAACUUCAUCAACUUCAGCCGUCCAACUUUUGAACUGUCCUCCAUCUCCUCACCUGUCUCAACAUGGCCUACCUGCACACAUCCAAAUCCAACUUUUGUUUAUUUAUUUAUUUCUUACAACGAAUAUACCGAUAUGGGCAAAAUGGUGUCAGUUGUUGUUGUAAAUUUCAGAAUCGGUAAUUUUUCAGUUUAUUGCCCAGCCCUAUGUCAGCAUGCUUGCUUACAUCUCAUAUGAGGCAUCAAGUAUCAUUUCCUCACAGUUUUGACUCACAUGCAUGCAGUUCUUGUUUGUUUUGUCCAUCAAAACAACACAAAGAGUAAAAAUAUUGAGUUCUGGUCAAAUUGCUCAGCACUAGAGCCGAUUCAUUCAUUUAAUCCUCAUGUUUAAAAAACCUGCUUUGGUAGAGCCUUUAUCAAAGAAAUUACAGCUGAUUGUGACCUCUUUUAUCCAUGAACAUAAUCAUGUUUCAGUAAACAGAAAAUCAUGUAGACAUCAAGUAGACCGAUCACUUAACCAAUCAUGUAUUUGUGCGUAAAUGUUGAUGUAUAUAAGAUCAUAUAGCGUGCCCUGACUCUGAACUUUAUCCAUCCAUAUGCUCCAGCUGCAAACACCGCAGAGCUCCUUGGAUUUUGUAUUUAGAUACAGUCAGACAUGUUUGAACCACAUGCCACAAAACUGCUAUGAUUACCAUCUUACUGCUCAAGAAGCUGGAGCUCAAAAAGCUGCUUGCAGCCAGAUUUAUCUUGGCUGCAAUUUUAUAUCUAAAUAUUACGUGAUUUUGUUUACUCAGACCAAAAAUAGACAUAGAAGGGAAAGUUCCAAUAUUUUUUACCCACUUCUUUUUACAUCCAUAUAAAGUUUCUUGGUUAAACAUUUUGUGAAAAACAAUAUUUUACAACGGUACUUCUUAGAUUCAAUAUAAAAACAAAAUAUUUAUACUGAGUUUGGCUUUGGAUGCUAGAUUAAGGUUCCAGCAAUCAAAUUCAUUCAUAAUUAUGUCAUUUUUCCUCAGAUGUUGCCUAUUACUUUAACAUUUAUACUCUCCCAUGAGCAUUAUGUCUAAUCCAGCUGUGUUUUGGACACACUUUGUUGUGUGGAUCAGCCUAAUUGGGCGAUCACUGUGCACGCCAGAUGGCACAAGUCUGAUAUAAUACUCUGUCAGACCUGGAUAAAAAGAGGAGAUCCUCACAAAAGCUUGUUUUGACUAUGUCAGAUUAAAAAAGAGAUCCUAUCUACCAUCACCAGUGGUGUUAAUAGUCUGGUAGUGAUAUUUAAAGCAAUCUCACACAUCUCGGCUUGUAUCUUGUUACGUUAAAGUGAAGCUUGAAGAGAUGUGUAUUGGGGGACUUGACUGCGCCUGCACAGUAGCUUCUGUCUGGUUGGUUUAAAUACUUCAUGUACCAGAGUUGGAGCAGCGCAGUGCGUGUUCAUGAUUAUUUCAUGAUCUUACUACAGUCGGCCCUGAUGCUACAUGUCAGCACUGAUUACUGUCAGGAAAGGUUCAAGGGAGGCUUAAAAAUACGGUUAGCUUAAGAUAUAAGAGUGGGACAUUUGUCGGUCAAAAUCGAGGCACAGAUAGAUUAAAUUGAUUGUGAUCGAGAGCUGAAACAAGUAUUUUAACAUGUAGAUGUCAGAUCUUACUUUGCACAACCAUAAGUCAACACCUUUGUUGAACAGCCCAGGUGAUUUAAUCCAUCUAUGGACAGACAUCGUCUCGCAAUCUGUCUCUAAACAUCUCGUUUGGAUCCAGUUGCAGCAGUCCUCCCCCCUCUGUUUUCAUCACAGCCCUACAAGUGAAUAAUGGAGCACUUUCCACUGCACUGAACUUGCAGCUCAUCUCAACAGACUCGUAUCACUCUUAGGUAAAAGUACAGCUUCUCUCAGAUUAGGGCCGUGGAGCUGCCAUGAGCUGAGAUACGCACUGCAGCAGAUAUUUUUUUUUUCCUUGCUGCAAGGUGCUGGCAGGCGACGCCUCCUUAUAACUCAGCGUUUUGUUCCCUCCUCAGGAAAAAAAGCUGAAAUGGGUGCCUCCCAAUAAAUUUUUACCCCCGUCGCCUCCAGCAUCUCUGCAUUGAUCCGUUCCCGUUAUCUGAAAUCCACAACAACCAGUUGCUUUUGUUGCAUCAAGCGCUUCAGAGAGGCGGGCUUCACCUCCUUUUGCAGAGGCCGAUUCUUCAUGGAGGUGUUUUCUUUUGUAGUUAAAAGAAAUAUGGUUGCUUGUGUACUCAGAGAAGCAGCUGCUAAAGGCUUCUCUACGCCUUCUUUGAAUGGCUCGGCACAAGAAGAUGAUUUCCAUAUCAAAGUGUGUGGUUUAUUGAAGCUGACGUGGAGGCUUGAUGGUAUAAAAGUGUUACUUCAAAAGUGGUGUAUCAGUCAAACUCAGUACUAAGCGUUAUUGUGUGGCAGGGUCAGGUAAUUUGAUGUAUUUUUUCAAACAGAAAGGACAGAUAAGGCGAUGUAGAAACGUAAUUCUUCAAAGUGAGCGUGUGAAAAAGCCCUUCUACUAACCUUUCAUGCCAUAGUGUCAACAGUGUCCCUCUUUGUCCGCGCUCAUAAUCUGGCAUAAUCUGUGACCGUGUUUUCUGUCUCGUCUUAGCUGCUAAAAAGACACAGUGGCUGGAGAAGGAGGAGAAGGCGCGGCAGCUGAGGGAGCAGCAGCUGGAGGAGCGCCGCAGGAAGCUCGAGGAACAGAGGAUCAAGGCGGAAAAGCGGAGAGCUGCCCUUGAGGAGAGACAGAAACAGAAACUGGAGAAGAAUAAAGUAGGUUUUAACGCUUGAUACGCUGAAGAAAAGUCCAUUCAGUUUGUGUUGUUUCAUAUACCGCUGCGCUGAUACCAAGAUUUAAAAUGUCAGUGCCCUCUUUCAGUGGAAUAACAGCCAAACAGAGUCAGUUACAGAUGAGCAGAUUUGGGAUUUAGCUCAAGGACACAUAAGCCGGACCAGAGGAUUGACUCCAGGGAUUUCAGCUGAAUGCGCCCAAGCUCUAGAUCCCGUAGCUUUAGAUAUUCAAAUCACUGAUAUCUCUAUAACUAUAUUCUUUCCAGGAACGCUACGAGGCAGCCAUCCACAGGUCAACCAAGAAGACAUGGGCAGAAAUCCGCCAGCAGAGAUGGUCCUGGGCUGGAGCGCUGAGCCAGAACUCCAGCCAGAAAGAAAGUGAGUUCAGCGAUGAAUCUGCAGACCUGAAGGAGUCGAUGAAAACCACUCACAAAAUUACGGUUCACAGAGCUAAUACGAGGCUGUUAAUGCCUGAGUUGUCCUUGCCUCAGUGUGACAUACGACUCUUUAAUGGCCACGAAUUCUGUCAUUGUGAGGUUUUCAUUUUUCAUCACUGGCUCUCCAGUUUCAGCCAUUAACCUAUUGAGUCCAUUAUAGAUUAGUAAUUCAAGCAUUCGUCUUCCUCAUGCUCCCUGCUGUCACUAUACAUCAUUAUUACAGAAGCCAAGUGUCCUUAUGGAGAGGAUUUUUUCUCUAAAGGGAAGUCCGGAUCAUCUCAAGGUUUACUGUCACAGAUUUAGGCUGUUUCAUGUUAUCUUUAUUUUUUACGAUCUAUUUUCAAAACAACAUAAAAGAACAUAAAAUUAACACAUUACAUAAACUUUCAUCUGUUAGAGCUCUAAGUGAGUCCCCAGAUGGCUGGUUUUGCUAGAAAUAGUUCACACAAUAGUGAAUCGAAAAUCAUACAAUAGAAAAGAAAUCUUCAUAUUUAAGAAACUGACACAAGCAAAUGUUGACAUUUAUUAUAAGACGCCUUAAAGCUCCUGUUGGGAAUAUCCAGGUUGUGUCAACUUCGGCGCCCCCUGUAGACAAAAUCUCAUCCUGCUGACUUUGACAGUCAGUUGUUGGAUUUAUUUAAUUUUAAACACAAGCUGUUUCUUAACUUGCUUGGUCAACACCUAGCCCCUUGCACAAGUUCCAGGCAUUAAAGUCACGACCGAUAAAUAAUCAAUCAAGCCGCUGAUGGUUUUGUUGGUGUUUGGUUAUCAUAAAAAAGGCGUCUAAAUGAAUUUUGGUUUGUUUGUUAGAGGUGAGAAAAAAAUCAAAUCAGGAGCUUUAGACAUAUAUAUAUAGAAACCAACGUUGAUGUUGGGUCUUUUCCUUCUCUUUUAGUAUCUGGAUGGUUGCUGGAGUUUGGACAUUACAACCUGAAAAUAAUGCACAAUGAUAAAUUUAGCCAAACUCAGUCUUUUCAUCAAUCGUAGUCCUUAAACCGAUGGUUCAGAUUUGUAUACGGUGUUUUGUUUGACAUAGAGACACUGAUGAAUUUGUACCUGUUCGAAAGCAUUGGCUCUUUUUAUUCUGCUCAACUGUAUCUGACUCUGCAUGUGCCCUUUCUGCAUGUUGCACUUCUCCUGGUGUGUUAGCGACUACACUCCUGUUCUAGCCGCCUCGUUGCCUCUUAAGCAUUAUUUCAUGGUCAUUAGCCCCUGAACCUUGCUAGGUUGUAUUGAUCUCUGGAGUUAAAUAUGUAAUCAGCUGCUUUAAUGAAAGCAGAGUUCGGUCAAUAAUACCUGCUGAUGCCAUGAUGUACUUUUAAAUGGUGUACUGCCGCUCUAAAUCUAAAUGUUCCUGGGUCCCUGACAUAUGCCAGAGGAAUUAUUGACUCUUGAAUCAAUCUCUGCCUUCCUUCUACCUCAACAGCCUGUCGUCUGUCAGAUUAGGGAAGUAGAGAAGCAUGAACAAGCGGCUGUGGAAAGGCUGAGAAUUUGGAUGUUAUUUAGGAAAUGCUCCAAAUGCCCGUCUACUGUGCAUCCGUCAAAAGAGCACACUGCCUCAUCCGUUAGACUUGUCUACUUUUAUGGAAAUAAAAUGGAAAUUAAAAUAGAAAGUCCUGCUCUAAUGCUGCUCCUCUAUUACAGUAAUGCUCUCUGAAUCAUUUCUGAUGACAUUUGGGAAAAGAGAAGAGAGCUCUCUUGUUUGCACCGCAUUAGAGGGAUAUAAAAUUGGGAUCGAUACAAGUAUUGCACAAAGAUGGACUUGAGGAGUCAGUGUUUUGCCUGUUUCUGGAGUGCCAGUCCACGUCAUUUACGGUCAGCUCUUUCCAACACUUUUUAUACUGUCGAGGUUUUUUGAGGUGACUUCUCCUGUUUGUAGCUUUAAAAGGAUGUAGUUUAAAUGCUCCCUCUGAGGGUGGUUCGCAUGUUUGUACUGGAACUGAUUAUUCUGAAUUAGACAAAAACCUCUCUUAAUCUUGUAUUUUUAAUGUUAAGGAGAAAAUUAAAAAGGUUAAACCAGGCAAAGUAAACCCACACACAGAAAACAAACUCCCAUCUGUCUCAGUGGAGUUGCUCUGAAUUUAGCUGUGUGCUCACUGUGCUAAAAAAAAAAAGUCACUUAAAGUAUUAAUAAGCGACAAAAAGAUGCCCUGCUUACUUGGGAUAAUAGAAAACCCUCAUGCCAGCACUUUUCAGGGAGUAAAUCAUCAGCAAAGACUGACGCAGAAGAAUGGAAACAGUUUAUUGAGUGUUAUGAGGAUUAUUCACAGUAAUGAGGUCUCUGUUUCUAGAGAUUGAUUUUGCAUUGUUUUUAAGAAGUGCUAUCAGCCAGACUCCCUUGAAAAAGAGGUUUUUAAUCUCAAUGGGACAUUCCUGAAUAAUAAAAAAAUAAAAUGAAAUGAAGAACUGCUUUGGAAUGCAAUGGAAAAAACAGAAAUGUUGGACGACAGGACAGUCGAAUUGAUCCCAGGAUGGGACUUCAGGGCGCUCUGAAGGGCGAUUCAGCGAGAUUAAUAUGAGAUUUGUUCAAAUAGUGACAUUAGGAGGCAUUAAUGCUGCGUUCAAGUUACCUCUAAAGUCAGAUGUCGGAGCUGAAAAUGACGGCACACCCGAGUUACCAGCGUUUCAGUUACCAAGUUGGAAAAAAGCAAAAUCGGAGGCAGAAACAAGAUGGCUACAUCUACGAAAGUUAUUUUAGCGCUUGCCUUGUUCUUGUUAUAUUUGGACAAGGCAAGCGCGAAAAUAACUUUCGUAGAUGUAGCCAUCUUGUUUCCGCCACACUGGUUACUCAGGUGUGACGCCACUCCCAGCUACUACAACUGACUUAAGAGGUAACUCGAACGCAGCAUAACCUCCUUAAUAGGGCCAAUUUGUUGCAUGGCAACAGUGAAGGAGGCUUCUGGAAUGCUGGAUUCUGGAAUGCCAGGAGCAGAAGGCUGUUUGAGGCAGAGGCUGAAACAUGGGUUUUCAAAGACAGCAGCAACAGGCUGAAAUAUGUGGAGAAUCUGCUGAACCGUAAAUCAUGUAAAGCUGCUAAGAAGCUAUGAGAGGGAUGAUGUAAAGUCAAAAACAUAAGUAUAACUCCCCCUCUUAAAGCACCAAGAACAUUCUUACAACACUGAGGAUCUAACUUGUUUGAUAAGCGCAUUAGACAGGGUUCCUACGCAAGUAUGGAAAGUAUGGAAAUACAUUUGAUCAAUUUCCAGGUCUUUAAAAGUAUGAAAAAUAUUAAUGUUUCCAGGCUAUUACCACAGUUCUAAAAUACUGUUUUUAAAAUAGAAAAAGCAGGUAUUUCCAAAAAUAACUCUUAAAAGUAGGGUAUGGAAAAGUAUGGAAAUUCCAACUGUGUAACAACCCUGAUCAGAGACUAUGAUUAAUGUUGCACAUCUUAACCCCCAGGCGAACAAAAAUCCCCUCUCAGUUCUAAAUACAACAACUGAAAAUCAAAUAAAGAUGAAGAGAAGAGAGAGAGUGACCAAAAAAGUCACUCAGACAUAUGACAUAUCAUAUUUGACACUUGUUUUAAGCCUGUUGGUGUAUAUAAAGAUGCAGAAAUGUGCUUUAAUCAUGGCCACUCAGCUCCCAAACACAUAUUGUAGUUUCUCUUCCAGUGUGUGGGUGUUUGUUUGUAGAGGCAUGAUUCAAGCGUAACACAUGACGCCACAGAAGUUCCCCCUCCUCUUCCUCCUCUUCCUCUCAACCAAUAUGACCUGUGUGAACAUCUGUGUGGCGCUCUCUUGGCUCUCUAGGCAGAUGCUCUUUGUCGACGGUCAACCUGCCCAAACACGUGGACACUGUUAUAAACAAGCGACUGUCCAAGUCCUCCGCCACGCUCUGGAACUCCCCCAGCAGAAGUAAGGAAACAUCUGGAAUGACCCCCUCCUCCUCCUCCUCCUACUCCUCCCGUUUAAAUGUGUCCAUCACUCUGCCACCGCCAACACCUCCGAAUCCGUCCAUCAUCGUCUCCUUUUAUUUUUCAGUUCUUCCCCUUUCUGAUUUCAGUCCCUCUCUUGUGCUUGAUGGUUGACAGCUGACCCAUUUCCAUCUUCCAAAACCACUGAGUUCCUUCUACUCUCUUAAAUUUGGGUCGGGUCCUUGGUUGACAUGCUCUGCAUGCUCGUGUUGUAAGAUGGGUUAUUUAUGGUCUUCAUUUUUGGUUUUGUUGUCUUUUUUCUGUCCUCCGACUGGUUCAUUUUUGUGUUUUUGCAUCAUCCAGUGGGUCCUUCUGUGCUCAUUAUAUCAUAACAAGCCUGAUGUGGGAUGUCUUUUAUAUUGUGUGGAAUGAUUUCUUGAUCUGUGGUCAUGGAGAGCGGGUGUUUAAAUCUUUCUGUCUACCUUUCAGUCAAUGUUUGUCACUUUUCAGAUACAUGCAGCUCCUUUUUUUAGGUCGGAGGAAGUUAACCAGGUCACAGUGUACCUUUGCACAGGAUGAGAACCGUCUGAGUUUGAAAAAAGUAAAAGUUAGUGAGUGACUCAGCGUUUUUCCGAGGAUAAUUUAUUCUCCAACACUCCCUGCAGCAGGUACCGCUCCUGUGCUGCUGGAAAAAAAUAGAUAGGUGACAACUUCAUCCCUUUUAUUGUUCUCCUGUUCGCUGCUAUAAAACUCAGAGGCCUGUCUGUGAAUAUUCAGUCAAACAUUUUCUACACCUCAGGGUCCGAGAAGAAGGUGCGUCCCCCUAAAAUUAAAAAAAAAAACAACUACUCUCUAUUCCUCUUCUUCUCUGUUUGUAAGCUCAAGGCUGUGGUUAUAAAUAACUGACUCAGUGUCUAGACAAGCAUUUCAAAUAACUCUCGCUCUCUUGGGUGGUACUGCUGCAGCCCAAGGUUAUAGCAGACACAGUUACUGAGCUCAUUUGACUCUCUUUGGGUGGCGCUGACGUGUCUUACUGGGAGUUUGUGAAAUUUGUUGGCUCUUAAUGGCUUGUGGGCAUAUUGGUGCAUACAAACCAUAAUCUGGUUCUUUCUUAUUUCCCCUCUGGUAACAAAUCAAAGACUUAACUUUGUUACUAAUGAAAGGUCUCUGCGAAAAUUACACUAAUACUUGGACAUGAUCACAGUUUUGGAUGUUGUAGACUUUCGGCAAAGUCGUGGUAACCCCGGGGACAUCCAUUUCAGAACCAAACAGAAAACAUGUUUUCAUGCUUUCUUUGUUUUUCUCUCCUGCAGCCCGCGGCCUUGCAUUAAGUCCCUGGGAGAGCAGUAUUGUCGACCGGCUGAUGACACCAACGCUGUCUUUCCUUGCAAGGAGCCGCAGCGCCGCCAGUGUCCUCAGCAACGGCAAAGACGGUCGUAAGUUGAAAUAAAAACAGGGUCACUUUUUGUUUUGUCGUCAUAAACAUCUACCAAUUGAAAUAGUAAAUCAUUUUCCUGCCUUAGACUCUCCUCUUUGCCCUCGUUCGGCCUCAGCCAGUCCCCUCACCCUGUGCGCCCACCAGCCUCACCACCGCUGCUCCGACCGCUGGAGAGUGACAUCCAGCACGCCGGAUAUCACCCAGCGCCAACACAGACGCAGCUCCACACCUGUAAGUCAGCCUCAUGAGCCCACAUGUAGUCUUCUGAUGUCUUCAGAUGUAGUCGUCAAACUUUGUUAAUAUUUUAUCUCACUUUCAUACAGAUGGACAAAAACAAGAAAGAAAAGAGAGAGAAGGACCGGGAGAACGAGAAGGAGAAAAGUGCCCUCAGUAAAGAGAAGGUGUUGAAGAAGAGACAGUCUCUACCCAGCAUGAGACACAGACCUGAUCCAAGGUAAAAUAGACACCUUAUUUAUCCUUUUUUUAUCUUUAUUUAAACACCAACUUCAUAACAAAAUGUAAAAGUUACUUUUUGAAGAUUGAAAAUCAAGUAAGCUUUGCUGUUCUGCCUUUUUUUAUUUAUUUGUGCCAUCUAAAAUAUUUCUAAUGAUAUGUAACAAAAAACAAACCUUGGCCCCCAACUUAAAAAAAAAAAAAAAAAAUAUAUAUAUAUAUAUAUAUAUAUAUAUAUAGCAUUGCUUUGAGCAGCUGUAUGAUACUAAAGAGGAUUAGGGCCACAUGAAGAGAAAAAAAAUAACAGGAAGGAAAUUAAAGUCAAAACUGCGAGAUUAAGAAUUGAAAUCUCGAGAUUAAAGUUGAAAUUUUGAGAUUAAAGUCUUAAUUUCUAGACUUAAAAAAUAAAAAUUAUGUCAAUAAAAUCAAAAUUUCAAGAUUUAAAAUCCAAAUCUCAAGAUUAAAGUUGAAAUUUCAAGAUUAAAAAUUUGAAAUUAUGUCAAUAAGGUUGAAAUUUUGAGAUUAAAAAUUGAAUUCUCAAGAUUAAAGUGGAAAUUUUGAGAAUACAAAAUGUCAAAACGUCGUGAAUACUGUCAAAAUUUCAAGAUUUAAAAAAUUAAAAAUUGGAGAUGAAUGUUGAAAUUUCGAGAUUUAAGUCAACAUGAAUGGAGUCAAAAUUUUGACUUAUUUCAAUUUUGACUUUGAACUCAAAAUGGAAAUUAAAAACAUCUCUUUUUUUUCUCUUGUGGCCCUAAUCCUCUUUAAUAGUACUGUCGAAAUGUUGGGGAAGUCUGACACAUCUGCUGUUUUAAUAUUAAUACUGACUUUGCCCUGGAAACAGUAUUGUAAACAGCGUUCACCUCACAUUCCCCUUGACCCACGGCCACCAUGUUUACGUCUGCACUACAAUGACCUCAUAAUUGUGCUCUGAGCCUUGGCAGUGAGUGAAAGGUCCCGGCACAAGUGGUCAUUUCCUCUCUUACCCUCAGGCUGCUGAAAUAAAUGACAUCCCAUGACAGGAAAGAAGAAAUAGGAGAAAAAAAGUUCUUUAGAUUCAAUAAAAAGGCAACAAAGAGCUUGGCGGAGCUGUCAGUGCCCGAGGGUUAGAGAUAAAAAAUGUUCAGUAUAAUGCAUGUUCUCCCUCCAAGUGUUGCAGUGCCUGUGUGUAGCUGAGCGAUAAAGCACCCAGCGGAUGACGCAAUGUUUGAGCACUUCAUCUGCUGAGGACAGGUUCCUUUAGGACGUUUGUGUUUUUACAGUUUUCAUCUAGAAAACCACCAUCUAUGUUAAACAACUGUUGUCCCAUCAGUUUUUCAUUGUGCCCCCUUUUUUUCCCACUCUAGUCCCAGUCCUCUAUCAAGACAACGGCCUUCAUCUCCAGCUACGCCUAAGGGCAGAACUGCCUCGCCCAGCCCUGCUGCCUCCCCCAAGCCUCCAUCCUCACGUGGAAGCCCAUCGACUCCUAAAAGUCGGCCCAAGAGAGCCAGGACCCCUGCUAGGAUAGACCACCGUACAUCCUCACCCAUCCCACUUGAAAGAGUGAAGGAGCCUCGCAGGUCUGCAACACCUGAGGACAGAAAAGGUGAGGACCGGACACAGUUUUGGCGAGUCUGUGGGCACAAAUAGAUUGAAAGGCUGAGUGAGCGGUUCGAUGUUGCGUGUUCUGCUUGCUUCUGCUGUUCACACAGACUGUUUAACCUGUGUACACUAAAACUGAGAUUAGUCAAUACUGCUGGGAGUACAAAUGGACAACAAACAGAAACAAGAGCACCUCUGAGGCUGAAAACUUAGACCCCUCUUCAGAGACUUUGUAAAGAAAGUUUUCAAGAUCGAUCUUUAUUGUUCGUACUUGAAAGUCUUGUUUCGUUUUGUGCAGACUGAGGAGAAUACAAAAAUAAAGAACAACAGAUUAAAGUUUCAUGACUGGGCAUCUGCUGAAGAAGAUCAUCAGAAGAAGUAGCCGUCAGUUUUAGUCAUAGUUAUCUUGCUGUGUGUUUUUACAAUCUGCUGCACGAUGUUCAAAAUUCUUUUUAUUGAGUUCUCCUUGGAUGUCUUUCAACAGCGAAUGUCAGGGCAAAAGGGAUUCACUUCAACACCCACCCAAAAAUAUAUAUAUUUAAUAAUAAUAACAAUAACAAUAAUUAUAAUUAUUAUUAUUGUAAGAAUAAAUAAAUAAAUAGAUUAGAUGAAUAAAUAACUGUCAAAUCAUACCAAAACAAUGCAAUUUUAAUAAAAUAAGAAAACCAUGUAAAGAAAAUAAAAAAUAAAAAAACAAACAAAAUUGAGUAAAAAAUAAUAACAUUUAAAGAAAUAAAAUAAUAAUAAUAAUUAUAAAUAAAUAAAAAAUGAUUGGAUAAAUACAUUGACAGAUAGAUAUAUGGAUAGAUAAAUUAAUACACUCACCGGCCACUUUAUUAGGUACACCAUGCUAGUAACGGGUUGGACCCCCUUUUGCCUUCAGAACUGCCUCAAUUCUUCGUGGCAUAGAUUCAACAAGGUGCUGGAAGCAUUCCUCAGAGAGCUUGGUCCAUAUUGACAUGAUGGCAUCACACAGUUGCCGCAGAUUUGUCGGCUGCACAUCCAUGAUGCGAAUCUCCCGUUCCACCACAUCCCAAAGAUGCUCUAUUGGAUUGAGAUCUGGUGACUGUGGAGGCCAUUUGAGUACAGUGAACUCAUUGUCAUGUUCAAGAAACCAGUCUGAGAUGAUUCCAGCUUUAUGACAUGGCGCAUUAUCCUGCUGAAAGUAGCCAUCAGAAGUUGGGUACAUUGUGGUCAUAAAGGGAUGGACAUGGUCAGCAACAAUACUCAGGUAGGCUGUGGCGUUGCAACGAUGCUCAAUUGGUACCAAGGGGCCCAAAGAGUGCCAAGAAAAUAUUCCCCACACCAUGACACCACCACCACCAGCCUGAACCGUUGAUACAAGGCAGGAUGGAUCCAUGCUUUCAUGUUGUUGACGCCAAAUUCUGACCCUACCAUCCGAAUGUCGCAGCAGAAAUCGAGACUCAUCAGACCAGGCAACGUUUUUCCAAUCUUCUAUUGUCCAAUUUCGAUGAGCUUGUGCAAAUUGUAGCCUCAGUUUUUGGUCUUAGCUGAAAGGAGUGGCACCCGGCGUGGUCUUCUGCUGCUGUAGCCCAUCUGCCUCAAAGUUCGACGUACUGUGCGUUCAGAGAUGCUCUUCUGCCUACCUUGGUUGUAACGGGUGGUUAUUUGAGUCACUGUUGCCUUCUAUCAGCUCGAACCAGUCUGGCCAUUCUCCUCUGACCUCUGGCAUCAACAAGGCAUUUCCGCCCACAGAACUGCCGCUCACUGGAUAUUUGUUCUUUUUCGGACCAUUCUCUGUAAACCCUAGAGAUGGUUGUGCGUGAAAAUCCCAGUAGAUCAGCAGUUUUUGAAAUACUCAGACCAGCCCUUCUGGCACCAACAACCAUGCCACGUUCAAAGUCACUCAAAUCACCUUUCUUCCCCAUACUGAUGCUCGGUUUGAACUGCAGGAGAUUGUCUUGACCAUGUCUACAUGCCUAAAUGCACUAAGUUGCCGCCAUGUGAUUGGCUGAUUAGAAAUUAAGUGUUAACGAGCAGUUGGACAGGUGUACCUAAUAAAGUGGCCGGUGAGUGUAAAUAGAUUAGAUGAAUAAAUAAAAAAGUAAAAACAAUGCCAAGAUCAUACAGAAUUAGAUUAUACCAAAACAAUGCAAAUAAAAUAAAAUAAAAUAACCAUAUAAAGGAAAAAAAAAGUAAAACAAACAAAAUAGAGUAAAAAAAUAAUAAAAUUUAUAAAAUUUAAUAAUAAUAAUAAUAAUAAUAAUAAUAAUAAUAAUAAUAAUAAUAAUAAUAAGAUAAAUAAAUAAAGAGACAAAUACAAACACACAGGAAGGGACAACAAUGCAAACUCCCAUCCCGACAGUGAUCUGCUGUCCUAUUUGGCCCUGCCCUGUGUUUCAGUAGUUGCUGGUCGCUUCCUCCCUCUCUGCGUCAUACAGUAUUAUUGUAUUCUGUUAUAAUGCUUCUUCACUGUCUGGCUUCGUUUCUCCUGCGACCGGCCAGAAGAAAAGAUCAAAUGGAAAAAGUGAACGAGCGUCUGGAAAAUCUCUCUCGCUUCAAAGAGCCAAUAGGCAGAGAUUACAUCAGGCUUAAUUAUCCAUGCAAAUGUAUUUAGUGAGCCACACACACAGCUUCAUGGCCCUGCGUCUUGUCGCACAAAGCGCUGAGAGGCUGCUCUAAUCAGCCUUAAUUAUGUAAUUACCGACUUCUGAAGCUGGGGCUGUUUACGUUUUCUAGUUGCUGGGGACGAAAUGUUUCAGAGUGCAUGUGGAGAGAAAAGGCUGCUGUUGAAUGUUUAUUAAUAAUGAUGGAUCGGUCUCUGUACAGGAUCUGAGGGUUUCUGUCUCUACUGUAACAGCUGUCCCUCUAUUUUUUAGGCUCUCCUCUGGUUCCCACCAUCGUAGUUUCCUCAGCUGCUGCUUCCCCCAAUGCACCAAGCUCCACAGUCACAACCACUGCAGCCUCCUCCUCCUCACCUGAGCCAGUGCAUUCAUCUCCCUCUGUCCCCGCAGCGUCGCCCGCACCCUCGCCAUCGGCCAAGCCCAUGGCAGGGACAAACAACCCGGAGGAGGCGGCUCGCAUCCUGGCGGAAAAACGCAGACAGGCCAGAGAGCAGAGGGAGAGGGAGGAGCAAGAGCGGCGCGAACAGGAGGAGAAGGAGAGGUCAGUGGAUAAUAAAAAUGCCUCAGAGCGUGUGCACAGUCACUGCUCAAAUGAAAAAAGGGACUUUGAGCACAUCUGUGUCCACACAGAGGGAGAGUCAUUCCCAAGCUGUGUUUCUAUUCGGGGAAAAUAGGCGAUGCAUUUUCAGAUGACCGACCCAGUCAGAGGUUUUAUAAACGAGGACUACAGGAGCCGUCGUUGUAACGUACGCUACAAGUCAUUCACAGGCUUUCAUAUGACAUUUACACGAGGCUAAAUAAUGUAGCCGUUUUAAUGUCGCAUGAUAAACUUCACUGAGGACAUUGAAACGUUUCCACCGUAAGAAAUGACAAAUGUGUCUGUCAGACUGAGCAGGAAGUCUACAUGCAUUUUCACCGCACAUGCAUAUCUGAAUAAGUCCUCGCUCAACACUGGCCACGGUGUGUGAACGCAUUAAGAAUCUGAUAGCCUGUUGACUGAGUCCUACCAAAACAAGUAUGAGGAUUAAAGCGAUCCCCUGUCGACACUCAUACUUCUGUUUGUUUCCAUUCCCUGAAAUAGUUUCCGGUUGCCGGUGCCUGAAGAGGAAAAGUGUCAAAUGAAAUAGAAAUAUCAAUGUAUUUUUGUUUGGUUUUUCCAUCUUUCCCUCUUUGCAGUCCCAACAUUAUAACAGCAAACCAACAGCUGUCCAACAUGAGUCUGGAUCUUCUAGAGGUUUUGUUCUCUAGUGCUUUAGUGCUUUACUAAUAUAUUAAGAUGUAAACAUAUAAAGAGUAAUGCUGCGUUCAAGUUACCUCAGAAGUCAGAUGUUGGAGCUGGGAAUGAUGCUCGACCGAGUUGUGCAUUCCAGCUAACAAGUCGGAAAACCGAAACGGACGCCUACAGUUACCCGUUUUUAGCUGUUGUUUACAAUUGUCAGCUGUUGUUAGUCAUUGUCAGUUGUUAGCUGUUGUCAACGAUUGUUGUUAGCGAUACCCGUUGUAAACAACACAUAACACAGUAUUUUACUCUACAAACACCAUAGCACCGUGUUCACAGUUAGACAUUGGGCAGUACAACAUAUACCACUUAUUUAAUUUCACAAAAAUAAAACAGAAGUGCUAAUAGAUAAUACAUUACGAGAGCUUUCACUUUAUUGUUGAUGCACUGCACUGCCAUCUUGGAUUAUGACGUUGUCGUCAAGUCGGAGUUGGCGAAGAUCGUCCGAUUUUCUGAGUUGGAAGUGCGACUUCAGGGAGGCGUUCCAUAUGAAUUUCCGAUGAGCUCGGAAAUUCCGACUUCCAAGUAAAACUGGAACACAUCAUAAGAGCUAGACCUGCUUCUCUGGUCUGGAGAUGAGAUUGCUUGUGCUGUAUGUUUGGUAGGGCUGGGCGAUUAACUGAAAACUUACCAAUAUCAAAAUUUAUGACAAAAACCAACGUCAUUUUGCCCCUCAUUGGUAUAUUAGGUGUCAAAAAAUAAAUAUAAGUUGGGUUUGGAUGUGUGUAGGUAGGCUAUUGUCUCAUGUCCCUUUAAGACGAUGUCUUACAUCAGAGACGUGACUCUACUCUAUCCAGUUCAUACUAAAGAGGGAAAGACAGGUAAGAAGAUGGAGGACGGUUCAAAAGUUGUAGCGGCUGGAGUGGCAACUGAAGUAGACAAAGUUAAAGUGGGAGGGGGUGAGCAGCUUGUGGAGUAGUUAUUGUCUAUUUAUCCUUAUCAAGGUGAACUGCUCAAUACAUCGUAAUAUUGAUUUGAGGCCAUAUCGCCCAGCCCUAAUGUGUGGGCAUGAUGCACUGGAAAAAGCUAAACCUGGGCCUUUAUUUCUAAUCUCUUUAGGAUCCUGAGAGAAGAGCGAAUAGCAAGAGAGGCAGAGGAAAGACGAAUCCGGGAAGAAGAGGCCCGCGCCAUGGCCGAGGAGCAGCGCAAGAGGGAUGAAGCCCAGCGUCUUCAGGAGGAGAAGGAGGCUCAGGAGAGAGCCAAAGCCGAGCAGGAGGAGAAUCUCCGCCUGCAGAAGCAGGUACGCUGACUUUUACUGCCCAGCACAAAGAUAUAAAAAGUGAGGUGGGAGUCAUUGGGUGAUAAGGCGGCGCAGCGGACGGGCUUUGUGGGCUGAAGGUACUCAUAAGGGCUCCAAGCUGUUAUGGUGACAAGGACCAUAAAGCUACACUGUAAAAAACGAUUGCUGCCUUUCUGCAGGAAGGUCAAAACACAUCCAUACAAGUACGCUGCAGCCUGACAUUAUCUCCAGGCACUUUGUCGGUCACACCGCAAACUUACACGCUCACUCCUGUACUGAGCAAACACUCUGUUUGGAAGCAUUUAUCUUGUUUACUGUUUUAGCUCAGCUCAGUGAGUUAAUAACAGGGUAUGUUCAGAAACAGAAAUUUCAGGGCAGGUAGUUUCAGACGUUGUUUUCCUUGCAGGUAUAAAAAAAAGAUGCUGGUAACCUGGUACAUACAAUUAAAGUGGCCUUUUGUAUUUUAUUGUUUUUCCAAUAGACGUCAUAAGAUGAUUUGUCUCUUCCUGUACUGAUAAAAGUCGAUAAUGUUGCUUUGUUAGUGGAAAGAUUUAAUAAGAACAUGUUGCUUUUUAUCACAGUCCUGUAAACCUGCAGCCAACCUGGACCUGUCCUCUCUCUUUACACCCAGCUCUUGCUCUUUGCCGCCCCCCUGUGGUCUCUCACAGUACAUGCUCUUGCGGUUGGGCAUGAUCCAUCACAGUUAUACAAAGGCAUAAUUAAGCAAGUAUUGUGUUUCCCUUUGAGUGGUUUUUACAAGGCAGUGAAUUUUGAAAAUAGACCUUUUUUGGCUCUGAGACACCCUAAAAAAAAAUUCCUUUUGUGGCCGUAAACAAUAAUUGCUGUGUGCGACCACACCCUUGUUACGUAGAAGGCAUGUUAUUUUGGCUGAGAUCUUUUCUCUCCCCCUGUUCUUCUGGCAUUAAAAUUAGUGGUUGAUUCUCACCCGUGUGUGUGUGUAUAUGUGUGUGUUUUCAGAAAGAAGAGGCUGAGGCUAAAGCCCGAGAGGAGGCAGAGAAGCAGCGUCUGGAGAGGGAGAAACACUUCCAGAAGGAGGAGCAGGAGAGGCUGGAGAGGAAAAGGGUAGGGCCACACAUCUGUCCUCCCAUCAGUGAUGCUUCAACCAGGAUGAAAAAUCACCUUUUUAGGACUGAAAAUGCACAUUUUAUGAGUCCUCUCUGAAAGAUUGUAAAUUAGGUUUUCUAAAGAUCCUCGACUCAACUUUUAAAAUGUCUAAAUUGAUUGAUUUGAAGCAGUAAAAGUCCCAGCUCAUCUAGUCUCCACUGCAUACAUCUCAGAGUAACACAAAAUUAAUUCUGCACUCGUUGUACAAUAACCUCUCCUCCCUCAAUGAAGGUAUCAUAUUCCCAGCUACAUAAAUCAGUGGUUUGCCUCCUGACAUGACAAAAGCAGGCUUGAAAGUUGAGUCCCUGAAACCAUGAUGAAUGAUGUUUUUGGCUUAUCCAGGAUUGGCUGUCUGCAUGCCACCAUUUAAUAGGGCUUAGGCCGAGUGUGCGUAUGGAGCUAUAUAUAAACAGCAAUAAUGGGGGCCUUGCUGUGCCAAUCUUCUGUGUGUGUGUGUGGAUGUGUGCAGAUCUAUGUGUGCUGAUGUGUGCUUGGUGACCGUGACCAUCCACUCCAGCGUACCACCCACAUCUGCCCGUGUUUACCGGCUAAGCCUUCCUUUCCCUCUCCUCAUCUUCCCUCCAUGUGUGAAAAGCUCUUAUCUGGAGGUGCCAGGCCUGGUUCACACAGCCUUAGCCUGGCUCUGUGCCGGAUUUAGCCCUCAAGAACAGCAUGUCCUCUGCACUGAUGGCUCCCUGCUUACUCACACUUUUUACAAUGCAUUGUUUUUUUCAGAUUGACUGAUGUGUCCUAAAUCUAACCGGCCCUCUAGUAAAGAGGACUUUGCGGUCUGCAAAAAAAAAAAAAAGGAUGUUAAGUCUGUCCUCAUUGGCACCAAAUCCACCAGACACAACAAGAACCCUGUAGCUUAAGGCAGGAGUUCUGCAGCUGAGUUAGUUUCCACCAGUGUGUGAGCUAGCCAUGAAAAAUCUCGGGUCUUUAAAAUGUUUCACUUUUAUGAGUGGCAGCUGCAGUUCUGGCCUCUCUGUCUCUGGCUAGCUUUGUCCUCAGAUUAUGGUCGUCAUCUCCUGUCAAAUCCUUCCCCUCUGUGCAAUGCGCUGCAAAGACUCAGUGUUCUUUGUUCGAGCAUCCUACGCUGACGAUCCAGCUGAAAACACAAGUGCUGCUUCACCGUUGUUGACACAGAGCCCCACCUGGAGUCACAAGAGCCUCUCUUUGACUCUCUUCAUUUACUCCGAGCACAACUGCCUGACAGUCGAGCUUUUUCAGCUGUAAAGAGAGGUAAUGAGCAGUGAAACAUGAGCCUUAAUAUCACAAAGUGUGUGGGCUCAGUGUGGUCUGAUGCACCAAACCAUUACCCUGUUAAAAAUGUCGUUUUGGUGUGAAUGUGGCAUCAAUUACCCUCCAUAUUUGAUUCUUGUUGUGGAAAAUAAUGGUCGCAUUUCUGAACCUUAAAAACACAUUUGUCCCGGUCUCUUCCUGUGUCCUCAAACUCGUCCCGUUUUUGCGUUUUCUUCUGUGAAGCAUUUCUUUUGUCUUACUUUGCGCUUGUUUUUUCCUCAGCGCCUGGAGGAAAUCAUGAAGCGGACACGCAAGACAGAUGCAGGAGACAAGGUACAAUUUCCUAUUCAGUUUGGAAUAAACCGAUAAACUGAAACAGAACUUACCAGUUUAAGUAACCGGUACUUUCUGACAUCUUCACAGAAGGAGACAAAGUCCUCACCGCCCACGAACGGCAACGAUGCAGAGAGCAGCAAAGGUGAGCUGAAGUUCAUGUUACAGAAGAGACAGAGGAGAAUCAGAGCCUGUAAUCUGCAGGAUCUCCUUUGAGAUCAGCUGUUUUCUCGGGUCCACUCAAUAACACAUCCACAUCUUGCACUGCAUGUGUUCUCAAUCUCAAUGCAACAGUUUGUCCCACUUGGCCUGAUCAGUCCAGUCCAGUCUAGUUUAUGUCUCUGGACCUUCAAGAUGUGUUCUGCAGAUUUUUCUCUAUCGUCCCUUUGCACAUCUUUAAAACAACAGUUAAUAUACUAUCUUAGAUGAUAUACAUUGCACACCCCAAACUACAUUCUCCAUAUCAGACUGCACAAGAGCUCAACCAAAGAAAUUCUUGGUCGACUAAAACCCUGAAUUUUUGACCAAGCAUUGACUAAUCCAGGGGGGCAGCUUGGCGGAGCGCAGCUCGGCCGAUUUCUUUGACAUGGAUGGUGGAGGAGGACUCACAUGAAAGUUGAAACACUCAAAAUAAUAAGUAAAUAUUCAGUAAACCACUAGACGUUGAUUAACGUGGAUGCUCUUCAAUCUUCCUGUCUCCGGUGGGUUGGGGGAAUCCAAAAUGUAGAGAACAAGGGGGGUGUUCUGAGACAGGCUGUUACCUGUAAAAACGAAGGUGUUCUGAAAACACCUCCAUUAGCACUUGGUACGUUCCUCCUGAUGAAAUUAACCAUAGACUGUAAAUUGACGUGACCAAUUAGAACUCUGGUUGACUCAGCAUGUAUCGACCAAUAAUACGACCAGUCGACUAGGACUUUACAGCCUGAGACUGCACUGGAAUAAAGAAGGAAUCGAGCUUAUUAAAGCUUUCAGAUGACGUUUAAUAAGAUAUAACAACACCAUCUCUGCUCCUGUCACUUCCUGCACUUGUGAGAUUAAACAAAUACCCUGGUCUUUGUUGCGCUUGAGUUCAUCCGAAGAUUUUGCAGCAAAAAAGGAGGUUAUUCGAUUAUACAUCUCUGCCUCACAUCCUGCACAGCUGCAGUUUGACUCGCUCUUCUUUGUAUAAUAAGACCCAUGUGUGCUUGCCUUUUGUCUAAGCCGUGGGACUGAGGGACUCUGAGAGGAAGAGCCUGCAGCUUUUAUCAGAUAUUGACUAUUGACACAAGCGAUUCUACAAGGAUAUGCAUGAUCUUGCAGCUUCCAAUUAUGGAGAAGAGCUCCUGACAAAACUUAAAGUGAGAAGCCUGAAACGUGAACACCCUCUUGAGCUUCCACGUCACGUACAGUAGAUGAGCUGGAUGAAGGGGAUCAGUGUGGUCAGGGAGAUAUGCUGUUCGAGGCAAAGUUCCCCCAACGCAGGAAGACGAAAGCCAGCUACUGAUGUGGUUGGAGGUCUGGCAGGCGCGCUUUCAUUGUAGUCGAGCGUGUGGAGAUGUUUUUCAACCGCAGCCAUGUCCUCAGUGGAGCGGGGUUGGGAUGGGGGGUUUUGGACUGCACAGAGAGGAUGCCCCUGGAAAGUUCUACCUCCCUUUUCUGCUUGUUCAAGUCAGCCUGACACUUUUUAAGGAUGAUUACUGAUGUGUCACCCUUUGGCUGGAGUUAGUUUGAGAGUAUUUAAGUAGAGCGUUCAUAUCCCUUUGUUUUCAGAUCCCUUUGGGUCCUUGUAACACUUCCAAAGGCCUCCCCUUCACUGUGUUGAAUUAGGGCUGGGCGAUAUGUCCUCAAGUUCACUUUGAUAACGAUAAAUGGACGAUAACUACUCCAUAAGCUGCUCACGUUCUACCAUUUUAACUUCGUCGACUUCAGCCGCUACAACUUAUGACCUGUCCUCCAUCUCCUCACCUGUCUUUCCUUCUUUGUUACGGACUGGAUGGGGUGGAGUCACGGGUGGGACACAAGACCACAGCCUACCUACACACCUCCAAAACCAACUUUUAUUGAUUUAUUUCUUUUUGACACCAAAUAUACUGAUAUGGGCAAAAUGAUGUCGGUUAUUGUCGUUAAUUUCGAUAUCGGUAAAUUUUCGGUUUGUCGCCCUGCCCCUAUGUUGAAUGCUGUAUUUUCUGUAAACAUACUACUUGUUUUUAAAUGUGCUAGAAGAUGCUCUACAUAAAGUACCUUCUUCUUCUUUGUUUCCUCCAGUAUCUGCUGAAUUUCAGCCAAAGCCAGAGGUCAACCUUCCCAAUCACAAGACAGAAAACGGACAGACAAAUGUCAAAGAAAGGUAAAACUGUUUCUUCUUUUUUUUUUGGCCAGUUUAAAACUCUCUUUGUGCUCAUGUUGAGACAAAACGACUCUGCCAGAUAUCUAGCCAAGUGUUGACUGAGAGCUCUACAGAAAACACAAGGAGCCCAACAGUAAACAACGGCAGUAUGGGGGGAAAGAUUCUGUUUCCAGAAAUGUUUACUCUGUAUUUGAAGACCCUUCAUGGGGAGGAUUGAAAAUAACUCGUGUAAUUGGACAACGCAGAGAUGACUCAUUUGUUGUGUGAGUCACUCCUGCCCAUCUUAACUGGAACCAUAUUCUUCUUUUGUGUUUCCCCCUCCGCAGCAGCCCCUCAGCACCAGUGGUCAAUGGGGUCCAGCCAACAAGACAUGAGAACGGUCUGUCCACCAAAGGGGACUCUGCUCACUUCGGGGAUAUCCUCCAUCUCGCCAACACCACCAAUGGGGCGCGGGAUAACUCAGAGAGCAGCAUGGACACUGAGCCCAUCCUGUCGUUUGAAAGCGAGGAUUCAUUCAUGAAAAAGGCCGGUCCCAUGAAGCCCCAGCAUGUUGCAGGUACACAGUUACAACAUUACAACUACACCAAAAGACAUAGUUAUUAUCACAUCUUUAUCUGCCUACAGUGAGCCAAAAUAUAGGAUGUAGUUGAGAGGAGAAAGAUGAUAUUACAGUCUGACAGGUGGUUGAACAAGCCUCGCAUUGAUGGUGAAAACAAGGAGACACUAUCAGCAAUUAAAACUAAAAAUAAAAGAUUCUACCACCCCAGAAUCAGAAUAUUGGCUAAGAAUGUAAAAACUAUGUAUCGACAAGGGCCUGACCGAUUUAUCGGUGAGCCGAUUAACUCGGCCAAUUUUAGCCCGUUUGAGACUAAUCGGUAAUCGGCCAAAACUUGCUGAUUUUCGCAGAUAUUUUCAGGAAUAAAAUGUGUAGAAUAAGAAACAAUGGAGGAGGCACUGAUCAGCCGGGGGGGGAGUUGAAAAUGCUUUUCUGGUCCGAGUUUGAUCAGUCGGUCUUCCAGUCAGCGUGAACAGCAGUAGCCUACAGUAUAGCUACAGUAUAUAGUAUACUGUAGAUAUUUACAGUAUACAGUAUAUACAUUUCUUAUAACUUCAUAAAAUUUUUUUAAAAUUGGCUGAUUAAUCGGUAAUCGGAUUUUUUCCUCCACAAUAAUCGGUAUCAGCAUCGGCCCCCAAAAAAUCCAUAUCGAUCUGGCCCUAGUAUAGACAAAUGCUCAAUAUGAUUAUCAUUCCAAAGGAUGAUUAAUGCAAGCAAGUCAUUUCUUUUACCAAGCAACUGUCCUGGACACGACUUCAAAAUAAAAGCAUGUAAAAACAGGGGUAAAAAAUGUUUGGGGCUUUUGCUUUGAAAAACAUUCAAGAUGUGCUUUUAAACUAUAUUUUUCUAGCUUGUGCCAUAAAUAUAGCAGGUAAAAAGCAAAUACAGCCCUUAAAUAAUCAUUUUUUCAGCCCACGUCGGCCGACUUGGUUCGUGAUAAAAAAAUUUAAUAAAUCAACAUGCUGCCCAUGUCGGCAGUACGAAUGUUCUGAUCUGUUAACAUCUAUUAGUUAACAACAAAUUAUGAUAUGGAGUGAAACAAAGAGAAUUGAAGAACAUUUUUAUCUUCCAUAUAAAGUAUAAAAGAAAUGUUAUUAUUCUUUUGAAGCCCCCACAUGGAUUUACGCUUAGGCUCACUGUGCAGUCAAGAAACGGGACAUUCAGCGGAUACAGUCCACAUAGAAAACCUCAUCUAUUUAAGUAUUCUGGAGUCAAAUAAUGCGAAACAACCAUGUGUUGGAUUAAAGGAUCUGGUUAAUAUGCUGGUUCCACUUAGUUUCCUCGUCUUUCCCUUCAAAAAGGAGCAGCAAACAGCCGUUUAAACAGUCAUGUUCUUAUUUGCCCUCAGCCAGUUUUACACUCGGCCAACAUUUACCAUUUAAGCCCGCAGCACAAACAACCACAGAUGGUUUCGCUGGCGUGCAUCGACUUUGAACCUGAACGUGCACUUUGACCAAACGAGCGGGUCAUCACACCCAGAAGAGGUGAUGGUGCGGAGUGUGUGGGGACUCCACUUACAUCCACAAAAGACUGGAGACAGGACGGGGAAGAAAUAGUGUUAGGAAAGAGGCGAAGAGAAGCAGGGUAUCUUUAUACUGAUGACAGCUUUUAUUCCACAGCCUCUCUGACGGGGGGCCUGUGAGGAAUUCUCUGAAUGUCCGAGGCGACGAGGAGACCCUAUCCACAAGUGCUUCUCGGCCAAGGGUUAGAAACAGGACCCAGAGGCAAUUAAGCAGCAUAUCACCCCUCGCUCAGCCAACACCCCUGCGGCAACGUCAGCAGCACCCUACUCUCCCCUUCCUAUGGGAUCUUAGCCUGCACCUGAUAGCCUGAAGACAAGCCAGAGGGCAUAAAUAUUGCGGAAAGCAAACACAGGCUGCCAAAAUUAUUUUGAAUCACAUUUUAAUUAAAACUUCUCUCCCCCGCCUUUAAGCUCAGCUGCGUUCGAAUCAGACUUUCUCUUCUCUCAUUUUCGCUCUUGUAAACGUGGACACACGAGACGCCUUUUACCAGGCAGGACAUUUGCGAAAGCAGCUACGAUAAGGAGGACUGAUAUGCGAGACGAAUUCAGUGUUUUAAUGUAGCUGCGUAGGACGUAACUUUAUUUGGAGGCAAUCUCCCAGGGUUUAUUUGAAUGUUCAAACUUUUAUAGAGGAGGCAACAUGUGGCAACGUCAGUCAAAUAAACGAGUGUAACAUCCAUUAGCAGCUCCUUUUAUAUGCUGGCGGGAGCCGAUUAAAACACUAUUUUAUUGAAAGUGAAGGCUGUGAGACUGUAGAACUCCACAGCCGCACAUCUUUCUAAUUUACGGCUUGUCACGGAGUCAGAGGUUAACAAACCAUCCCUUUACAAAGAUCAGAGUGUGACCCCGUUUUGGAUACAAACGUCGCUCCUUUCUGUCUUCAAGAUCAUGUUCAUAAAUCCUCCCCGACUGCUGACCUCUAACCUUCUGCUCUCUGCCUCCCCUCACAGAGGUCCUGUGACACGUUCGUGUUGAAGCGCUCGUCGCCUUAGGCCGCCGACCUUCCCCGGCUCUGCCAACACUCGCAUGGGGAACCCUGUGACCUGUGCCAAUCAACAACCUUUUUUCUCUAAGCCCUGAAACGCAGACUUACUUCGCUCUGAAGACCGGAGGGGCUCCAGAUACACAAGAAAGAAGACGAUGAAAGGUGUUGCCACGUACGACACAGAAAGGAUCCUUGUGGUGCCCCUCAGUAAUCAUCAGUAUCAUAAUUGUACAUUAAAGCACAGCUGUGUAAUUUUGAUUACGACAUGCUGAUGUAUUUUACUUUGUCCUUUAGUUAUUUAACUGAAAGAGAAUCUAAAAGACUGGGUACAUUUUUGUGAAUAAUGUAAAUUAAGCGUGUGUGAUGGACAGAGGGGAGAGUUGGAUUCAAGUCGUAUGAAAGGGAGUCAUUUUAUGCUACUUUGCAUAAACCAGGUGUGACACAUCCUGGGGUGUAUAAAGCUACCUGUAACAGUUUUUUGUAAAGUUCCACACCGAGAGAUUUGACAUGUUAAGUUCACGUGCAGCAGCUUGUGUGGUGUGUACUGUCUGUUCAAAACCUCAGCUUCAAACUGAUUGUAAGCAGGACUGGAUGUAAAAAUGAGAAUGCAACCAUGACAUUAAAGAAAGCAGAAUUUAUCGGUCAAACCCCCUAAAAGAGGGAGUUACUCCACUAUUUAACAGUAAAAUGCUGUUUUUAUUUCACUUGUUCAAGCAUGACACCGUUUUUCUCUCAUUCACAUUGAGAUUCCAUGGACUCGUGUAGUUGAAAUGCUGCUGCGUGUAUAUGCUAUAAUUAUUUUGAUGUGCGUUACGAGGUCAGUGGGAGUAUCUUUGAGUCUUAUUAAAGACAAGCUGUCCAGUCUGAGGUCUCCUUGUUCCUUUUUUUUCCUGGAUCUUGAAGAAAAAACCAGGGGGUUUGUGGGAAGAUAGAGGAGCGUGCAGAUGUUCCGAUGCGAAAGUAAAAACAUUCUCAGGUUCAUUCAUCAGAAACAGGCUCUGAAAAAGAUGUUUUAAGUUUGACAGUCAGGGGCUGUUCUGUGAUUCACUUCGCCCUGUUUACUCAUUUCGAUUUAACAAUAUUUAGACUUUUGAGGGGAAAAAACCCACCAACGCUGAGAGUCGCUGAAGACACGGUACACGCUACCCAGCAGGAAAACAGAUUUAGAGAUGGUACCACAGGGCCUUCCAGAUGAUAUACAAGGCAUGUCGGUUGGCUCAGCUGUCCAUUUCAGUUUGGGUCUCCUUUUACAAAAUCCCCACAGGGGGGCACAUGCCACUCUUCGGUUUACCCCCCUCCUUUCCAGUAUAUACUGGUGUCCCGCACAAGUCCUGGCACACUUCAAGGUUUCCAACCACACAGGCGGCUAAAGUGCUCUAAAAACACAAUUUAUGCCCCCUUUGAUCAAACACCAAGACAUUAGUGCAUGAUGAUCGGCGAGGCAAUGAUGUAAAUGACGUAUAGCCGCCUCUGAAAUAUAACAAGAGUGAAGUCCAGUAGCAGUGGAGGGAACAGUUUGUUAGCUUGAGCUUGUGAUGCAUGGAUGGCCUUUACCUCCCAGAGGACAACAUUAUUUCAUCACCAUGCAGUGGAAAGCUUUGAGCAAUGCACAGAGGCUCUAUUUCAUCUAAGUGUCUUUGAGAGGAAUGCUUUCACCUUAAUGUAUGUGCGACCCAAAGAUGGAACAGAUCCACCAUCCGAGGGACUCAAUGUGCUUUUGACCAAGAUUUAAAGUAAGUGAGAUCUUUGUUUGUAAAAGAUGUGAGCGCGAUGAAAGAUGGCAGUUUUUAAUGGAAACUUCCAUCCUGAGCUUGAUUAAACUCCCAUUAAAGUUCGCAGAAAUAGACGCGACCUUAAACUUCUGCUGAUGCACCAAACUACUUUUCCGUUUAAGACUGCCAUCAGAGCUUUUAGUGCUUUUACCCGCACGUCUACAAAGGCUUUACCUCCUAGAGCAGAUCCGGCCACAGCCUGUUGGCUUCAUGAGCGCCCCUGAAAAAGAUGUAAACUCCCGCCGACAUCCAAGUGUGAGUUUCAACAACAUGAUCUCCCUGGUUUCUUACGUUGCUACCGCACAUGAGUCUCCUGCAAAAGAGCUGUAUUCAUUAACCCCAGCAGAGGGUGCAGCUCUGCAGCAAGGAGGUGACAGACAGCGGAUUACAUUUCUCCAGAUUCAUGGCUACUCUGUUGUUUGAUACAACAAUGUGUCAACAUAAUGUUCACUUUUUUUUAACAUCUUUCUCUCUUCUUGGGAAAAAUGCACAGAUUUAUUGUGACAUUCUUAAACUAUACUAUGUUUGGGAUCUCUUUCUCUCUGUGAAUCAAUCUCUGGUAGUGUGCAGUCCUUCUCAGAGGAGGCAUACGGAUUAGUGGUCACUAUUUUUAGGGAGGUGUCAGCGAGGCAGUGCACAGUUACAGGAUGAGUAGUGCCAAGUCUCUGAAUAAAUUCAAACAGAAUGAGGAUGGAAAAAGAAAUCGAUAACUUGACUUUAUGGAUGGUAAGGUUGAUCCAAAACCUUUCAGCUGCAUUGAGCUGGACGGUCCAGAAAUAACUUUGCUGGGUGGCAUUGCUGAAGCCGCCUCGUGUUCAUGCCACUUUGAUUGAUGGUGUAUUAUCUCUGCAGUCUGCAAGCGUGCUGAUGGGUGCAUUGGUUGGAUUUGAAGUACCCUCUUCUCUGGUGGAGGAUCAGCAAGAAGGACAAAAAGAUCCAACCACAUUCUGUCGCGUGUGACAAGCUAACAGGCCCAUUAUCAAACCUCUGUGUUCGAGCUGCUCUGCGCAGAGCGUGCAGCUGGCAUACUUUUGGACAUGAGCUCAUUGUUGUUUCAGACGUCAAUCUCUGCACUCGAGGACUGUGAGGAAUCUUACAAAUGUUUCAGAACGGCAAGUGUGCCCGCUACGACUCCAUUUUGAACAAGAUAGAGGGGUUCAGGAGUGGGUCACACCACUCCAGAUAAGACCACCAGGGCUAUAGUUACUCAUACAUCACAACCAUCAAAGCCCAUCGCCCCAACCUCCUCCAGUGUUCAAGCUCACGCCCCCUUUUCCUUUCUCACGUUGAACCGUCUCUAUCUGCUCAGCAACAGGCUCUCUUCACACAGCUGCUCUCAGAUGGCACAGUGUUAAUGAAAGGCCACUGAGCAGCCACCGCUCGCAGCGAUCCCGGUCAGGACCGGUCAUUGCAGGGCAACCCUUCAGCAAUGUCUACGUGAGAGGGAAAGAUUUAAGAGCGAUUCCCCCCCCUCCAUAAGACCCCCAGUGAGCUUUGAUACCACAGUGCUGCCCCAUGAGUGUGCACAGGGCCUCACAUCAGGGGUGGUCGCCAAGGGACAGAGAGCACAUGAGUCUAAACAGACAGCAGCUAGACUGUUGUCACAACUUGCCUGAUAUAGAUCCUUUUUGACGAGGUCCGACCUCAGUGCACCCUGCGUCCACGUUAUAAAUGAUGCUUUCUUUGAGUAUAUGUGAAUGAAAGCACGCUCAAAUAGAGUGGGAACAGGUUUAUUGGACGAGUCAGCGUUACUUUAUGGGUGCAUCUGCUUGGCGGCUCAUCUGAACUGAGAUUCCUUUGUUUACGGCUUUGGCUAAAAAUGUAGACUUGAAUAACUGUUGAGUAACUGUUGUUAACAAAAGUUGGAGCUUCAUCACAACUUUUUUUUGAAAGCUUUGAGAUCCUAUAAAAUAAAGUGAUUGAUGUUCAAAUCUCUGCUAAUUGUAACCUGCUCUAAAGCUGUCAUAAAAAUCUUCCUCAGGUAUGCCAAAGAUAUUAAACACAUGGAAACGCUUAAACACAUAAAAUGAAACAAGUCUAGUCAUACUUUUAGCGUAGCCUCUUAGGAGUAGCAAGACAGAGCAAGAUGGUAAUGUCAAUGAUCUAAGAAGGUAGCUGUUGUUGGCAUUAGCUAGAAAUAAUAAAAUCAUCAUGCCAUUGUUGGCUAGGGUGACCAUACGUCCUCUUUAACCUGGACGCAAAUAUUUUUUGUAGAAUGGUAGGGGAAGGUCCCGCCCUCCUUCGCCUCUGGUUGUCAUCGUCUGUCAAAUUAGGGUUAGGGUUAGGAGAUUCAGAAGUUCUGUAAUGUUCUGUUCGAUGUAUAGAUCCGACAACCCGCGUUUGGCUUGAGCGUGUGGUGAUGUUUCCAGCUUUUCUAGCCAAUCAGAGGCGAAGGAGGCGGGACUUUCCCCAACCGUCCUACAAAAAAAGAAAAAUAUCGCAACCUAGACGUUUCCUCUUCUUGGGGGGCUGUCUGGCCUUGUCCGGGGGAGUUUAUAAAAUCCUUCAAAUGUCCGGGAUUUUGUAUGGAAGUUUGGAGUAUGUGCUGCAUAGACUUACUAAGUUAGAAGCACAUGAUCUUGAUCCAACCCGUAAAACAUUCCAAAAAUAACUCGGCUCGGCCCCUGCGUAGUCGUGUCCUCCUUUUUGGGAUUCAGAAUAUGGUCACCAUAUUGUUUUGUUGGCAGGUAUGGUUCCUAAGGUAUUUUUUAAUUUCAGAGCACUGGAGCAAUUGUUGGUGGCGUAGCAAAAUGCGUUCAAGGGCAGAAUGCAAAUAAAACAACAAAUUUGCAACAUACGUGAUACCAUGUCUGUUGCAGGAAUGAAAUAUACCCCCUUUGUGGCAAUGCUGAUACUUGCUUGACAGAACUGAAGACCCAGUAUGUGGCUUAUUGGUAGAGUUGGUCAUCUCUCAAUCAUAAGGUUAGGGUUCGAUCCGCGAUCCUGCUGUCUACAUGCUGCAGAGUCCUAGGGCAAGACACUUGACCCCAACCUGCCUGUGGUUGCUGUGUAAAUGGACAAUGUAAUGUAAAAAGUCCUGAAGUGGUCAGAAGACCUGAGAAAGUGCUAAAGACAUCUUGAUCUCAAUGGUUUUCUUUUUACCUGGUUAAAUUAAAAAAUCAAAUAAAUACGUGUAAUAGUGUAGAGUAAAGGUCUUCUGUCUGAUCCUAAUCUACCAAAAUACUGAUCCUACAAAACGUGGCACCAAAACAAUCCGGGAUCAUCCAGGUCCCAAAGAUCAGUACACAAGAACACUAGAAGGUCUAUCGAGAAGUAAUAAUCUCAUAUAUAGUCAAUCUGUCAAUGCUGUACAGGUGCUACGGAAACAGCCAGUCCAAUCGUCCAGUGGUCAUGAGGGUAUUUCCAUCUGGACCAAACUGGUGGAAAAGUGACCACCUGACCAACCCAAAUUGUCAUCCUAAAGGCCAAGCCUCUAGUGGCUACAAAGCAAUAUAAAAACCUACACCCAAGAGGUUUCACAUUUAGACAUCGACACAGUUCGUAUUUCAAAGAUCUGUUGUCUCUUCAUCUUGAGACUGACAGCUUUACAGCCUCAUUGCCAAUCAGUCCACAAAGGACAAGCGGCUUCAAUUUUGCCUGCUUGCAAGCCUGGUUAUUUUCAGUUCAUGGGAUAACUGAGAAUUAAUCCCCCGAUGCACACUCGCUGCCAGCUACACAGGGGUCUUCGGAUCUCUCAGUUUUCUUUUUGUUCCAUUUGGAAGGAAAACUCUCAACCGGGGGGGCUCACGAGAAGGGGGCUGGAGCCAUAUGUUUAAUGUAGAAACAGGAUCCUCCCCUGCGUCCCUCUGUGUUAGCAUUGGCUCAGUAAAGAGGAACCCCUAUAGAUGAUUUAUCUUUGGGUUGGCCUGGCACCACCUGUAGUGUCUAAUGUCUCUCUGAGGUGUACGUUCACUCGGCUUAAAUGUUGCGUCUUGGUUGCUGUGACACUGUGGAACAUUAUAACCACAGCGGCCGUCACAUGAAGCCAAACUUAGACCGUUUUUCCAUUGGAAUUUCCAUUGGGAAUUGGGAAUUUCUGUCUGUGUGCUUUAAUAACAGGAGUUUCCUUCAAUUUUAAGUACUUUUGGAAAUAGAAACUAUUUUCUCACAUUUUCUGCUCGACAAAAGUUAAAACCCCCAUAACGAGAAUUUUAGAAUAAUAUUAGAAAUAGUGACUCAGCCCUUAGUUAGUCUGUCUAUUAAAAAGUAGUUGCCAAGGCACUAAAUCUUCUUGUUCUUUAUUUAUCUUGCAGCAGGAAACUACACUCAAGGCUCGCUGUUUAGGGUUGCACUAAUUUACUGCCGUGAGGUUAACAAGAGGGUGUAAGAAGGUGUCUAGAUGUCCGUCUGUGAGUGAGAGGGGAAAAAAAUACUGAGAGAGAAUGUGUGUGAAUUUGUGUUUGCAUUCCCACAAUUCUGUUUGAGCGUGUUUUUAUGUGUGUGUGAAAAUACUGCAAAGUGUGGGAGUGUCUCGGUGGCAAGUGAGUGUGUUAGCAUGAUACAUGAGAGCAGCCGUCCGGGACCCUGGAGAGCAGACUGAGAGAGGAGCUCAUAAGAGGGGGGCUGAAACUAACUUCCAUCCCCCCGGUGACAGUGGCCCUGAGCUGUCAGCGCUGUAAGACUGAAAGCAUUCUGGUGGUGGAAAGAAAGAGUAAAAAAAACAGUGACACAUUUCUGUUUCACACCACCACAACGGGCUAAACCUGCUGAGACAAAGUAACGGCAGGGUGAAAAAAGGCAGAAAUUUCAGAUUCAUUUACAUAAACUGACAUGAAACAUCAGGUGAACGGUCACUGGUGUUCAUGGGAACAUAACACCUGCGUUUGACUGUCACACUAUGAGUUGUUUGAUUAGUCAGUGAAGGCUGAGUAUCUCUGAACAAUAUGGCUGUUUUUAUUCAAAAUUUAGACCUUCAUUUAAACUCUGGGGGAAAGUUCAUAUUCGCGCUCCACUAAGUUAUUCAAACUCAUAAUUAUUCAGUGUAGUAGCACAUCAGGCUGCCUGAUGUAGCUUCCUGUGUGAUCUAACAGAGGACGCUCCUACUGUAACCUAUCCAACCCGUGUAUCUCUGACCUUGUUAAACCAAUACAGUUAUGUUAGUCUAUAAAACUGGAGGACAUGUCCAUGCAAAGCUGCAUGUACAUUUAAUUUCCUUGGGGGAACACCCAAAAGGAUAAAUAAAGAUAUUGCAAAUCUAAUGUAAUCUAAUGUAAUAUAAUGUAAUAUAAUAUAAUAUAAUAUAAUAUAAUAUAAUAAAAAAUAAAAUAAAAUAAUAUAAUAUAAUAUAAUGUAAAAUAAAAUAAAAUAAAAUAAAAUAAAAUAAAAUAAUCCAAUAUGGAAGCAUAUUGGGUCCACAGAUGGAAAAAAAAGACAAAUAGAUGGCUGUUUGUUGACGAUAAAAUAGAAUAGAAUGGACGAACAUCCAUGGAUAAUGAUUCUGAUUCAUUCCACAUUAUCUAAUUGUUAUCUUAUUGUUGUGAAUCCUACUAGUUUAAUGAAUUUGAUGUUUUUGGUCUGUUAUUAUAAGCCAAUAAUUAAAGACAGCUUACUAUAUCCAAUAAAUCCAAAGACUGUGUAAAACACAUGAUUCCACUUUAGAUGUUUCUUUUAAAGACAUUUUGACUUUCUUUUCGCUCUAAAACCUAAGUUUCCCUUCUGUGACAUCCUCUCUGGACUCCACUGGGUGGAUUAAGGACUGUAUAGCUCUGCAGGAAGUUCUUGAUAUUUUCCUUCAUUCUUCAAACUGAGCUCUCUGCAAGACUGAGGAAACAGCAACCAGCUGUGUUUUCUGCGAGGCUAAUAUAAAACAAUACGUCUACCUAAGCAUGUAAUUCAACUACAGCCAUUGAAUAGAAACUUGAGAACUUGGAUCAAGUUAUAAAAACACAAGAAACAAAGAGUGAAUCAUCUCUUAAUCAUGUGUAUCAAAAGUGGUUGGUAAGAAAAUUAGGCAGACAUGUCAUCAUGUGAGAAACUGGCUAACUAGUUUAAUCUCAAAUCUGUGAAGAAGCCGCUCAUUGCUGUGAUUUACUGGGCACUUUCUGUCCGUUCUCCCAGUAGGGAAAUCAGGCCCAGCUGCUGCUUCUUCUGAGAAAUGGAAAAUCCCCUUGUGUGCAUCAUUGUACCAUCACUUUUUCAGUUUCUUGCUCCUUUCUUCUCACAUGAGAGCAGCACUCAGCUCGCCAGCAGACUCAUCUGUCUGGGUCUAUGGUUAGGUCGUGCUGGGUGUGACGUGGCCCGACCUUUUCUCACCAAAUUCGCCUCCUUGCAGAUAGCAGGAGAUGAUGGAUGGUUUUCUGGAGGUGGCCGCCACUGACAAAGAUUGCCGCUUGGAAGCAAACGGCGUCUUUCAGGAGGACAGAAAGUUGGGAAUUGGCUUGUUAAAGUGCAUCAUGUUUGUGUAUCUGAGAUGUAAACCAACGUAAUAAUUGCAAGUAGGUCUGCAGUUUUAUUUGAAACAGAUGCAGUUUGCAUUCUCUAUCCCUGCAUGAACCCGUACUGUAAGUCCCACCACAGCAUGUGUCUGGGUUUAGGAACGGAGGAAAAGAAGGAAAUCCUGAUAAGAUUUGCUGGUUGAAGUCUGAACUAAGAACCCCUUUGAACGCAGACAACUUUAAUAUAAAAUUCAAACUUAGCAGUAAACUUGCAAGACAGAUGGACAAGAUUUAAAGAGCCACCAUAAGCAUAUGGUGCUGAUCAGAGAAACGCCUAAAACAUAUAGGCUGUCAUGUAUUUCCCAUGUAUCUUUCACUCUUCCAGCUGCAGGAGAUAUACUGCAGUUUGGUCAAACAUCUGACAGUGCCAGUAGCACGAGUAAGAAAAUGCCUCAUGGGGGAAUCCGGGCUCCUCAGCUCCUUCUCAGAGAAAAGUAAGGUAAUUUUUCUCCUCCAUCCUCAUAAGACCUGCUCUAAUUAAAAAUAAACAGCAGCUGUCUGCAGAACGCCCACCAGGCGUGAGGUUCACGAGGCCACAAGAUCAGUUCUUGGUUUCACAUGGGAGGCGAAAUGCCUGCACCAUCUUUCUGUGAGGACUUUAUUUUCAAAGAAACUUCUCAAGUGGCUCCACAGCAGGGUUUUGACCUGAAGUCAUCUCAUUCGGUCACCACUUGUGUCACUCUGUGGUCUCAGAUCCUCAUUUGUCAUGAGGAGCACGGCAGCUGACCCAAAGUCUGCGAAUUCACCACUUCUUACCCACCGUCAGAUUGUGUUAUGUAAAAUAAGUUUGUAUCAAGUUCUAUGUUACCUAAUCACAUCAAAUAGCUCCAGGCUGCUCGGUACUAUGAAGUCCUGCAGAGAGUUUUUAGUCUGCCCACAGAUAUUCCCAAACAAGGCAAUACUUUUCUGAUGGUUGGCAUUGGCAAAGCGGUGAGGCUGGCAUGAAGGGGAGUAAGCUGCUCCUGGUUACUUCAAAAUUGCUUUGGACCCAUUUACAUUCAUGAGCUUGCAUAACUUAAAUCUAAAAGCAGCCAAGAUCGGCUGCAGCCAGCCAGAGAGCUGGUGGUCGCAGACGUCGCCACACUCCUUUACGCACUGCAGAUUUUUGGAUCUGCGUGGAAAUAACGGGAGCAAUGUGCGCCCAGUGUGUUGACAGGUUCUGCAUUGAAUAUACACACUGCAGAAGGAGCACAAUGUGUUCCCAUGUGUGUCUGAUACUACUUAAUAAAAGCAACACUCAUGGUACAAGAAGAAGCUCAUAAAAGGUUCAGCAAACCUGCGGCAUUUCCUUUCUGUGAGCUUCGAUAAAAGAUAAAGAAAAUGUGCAGAAAUAAAGAAUGACAGUUAAUCGGAGCUAAAUGACUAACACACUGUCGCCUCGCAUCAAAGUCAGCUGUCAAGUGCAUGCCGCAUUUAUUUGGCACCCCGUUGUGUUGCUUGCAAAGCGGUCCAAACAACCCUGUUGAUGUUUAUUUUUUCAACACGCAAAACGGUUGAUGAAGUUUUUGCACCUUUUCCGAACAGAACAGAAUUGUCCUGUGUUUUUUUUUUCUUCCUUUUUCCAUAAAAAAGGCAUGGAAAAAGGAACACCAGACCCAAAAGUCUCUACAUGUGUUCUUCAUCUGGUGUGAAAGAAGCACUAAAUCAUUGUCCUGUAAAAUAAAGACAGUGUGUGUUGGUCUGUGGGAGCCGUGGGGAGGAGGAGGACUGAGAAAAUGAUGGGAACAGUUUGAGGGGGAUUCAGAUCUGGAGGUUCAAUGCCAGGGUACUUCCUUAUUAUUGCCCCCCCUUGCAAAGCCAAGCGUCUUCGCACACAACAAUCAUAAAAAGACAUUUCCAAAUAAUUGGCAAUACACGGUUCUUAAACAGACGCUGGGUUGAUGUCCAAUUUGUGCAACAUCAUGUGUUUCAGCUGUGCUGAGAAAAUAUAUUUUAGAAGACCAUCAUAAUAUUCAUCUACAUCUUUUAUUAAACUCUAACUUAUGAGUUUAAAAGCACCAGAUGGUUAGAGUUGUAGAGAGAAUUAUGCCGUGUCUCAGAGCUUCCCUCGGCCAAAUGUGAUUGCAUCACGGUUAUAUUAUGUAACAGUGUGAGAGAAAGAUUUCAUGACUUACGUUUAUGUACUUAUAGUCAGCAUGUGAGAAGUGAAAGAAAGUAAGAGACUAUUGUUGGAGGAUUUCAGUUUGGCGUUGUGUCAGUCACAUGUCUGGGGUUUUGGAGCCAGUUCUGACCAUAUUUGGAUGAGAAUGUGGAAACACAUUGCUGCUGUAAUUCCUUUAUAAUCAAAAAGCUGCAAUAAUGGCUUGAAAAUCACAAGCAGAUAAGUUCUAAGUAUACCACACAGUAUCCUUGGUUUUAACAUGGAUAUGUCGAAGAAUUACAAAAUAAACAUCUUGUUGAAUUAAAGGGAUAUUCUGGCAUAAAAUUAAGUUAGGGUCAAAUACUCCAUAACACCGAGUUAGACACUCCAUCGAGAGAUGAAUGUUGCAAGUUGCUUACUUCUCUAGUUAUACCAACUUUAGUAAUGACCACAUAAUCAGUCGCAGGAGCCCCAACCUCAACAAAACGCCACUCUAUAACCACAAAUAUAGCCACAGGGUCCCAGCCAUAGCACUAGUCACCAAACAUCUUUUUAAACUUUGCUUAAUCACUUUGGCAAAAGGGCUAAACACAACUCAACUACUCUCUUCCAGCAGCCAAUUGUUUGUACGGAGACCUCCAGGCGAGUCCAUCGAAUGCAGUGGGGGGAUGCAGCUCAAGGAGGAACAUUUUAAAAAAAAAAUGCAAUCAGACUGAGACGCUAAGGCAGAGGAACUACCGCGUCUGCAGUGCAAAAUGAUUAAUAUGAUGAAUAUUACAUCAAGGAAAUGAUAAAGUAAUGAUCAUAAAUGUUCUUCCUUGAGCUGCGUCUCCCCGCUGCAGUCGAUAGACUCGCCAGAGGUCUCCGUACAAACAAGCGGCUGCUGGAAGAGAGUAGGUGAGUUGUUUUUAGUCUUUUAAUCUCUUUGCUAAAGAAAUCAUGCAAAGUUAAAAAGAUGUUUGGUGACCAGUACUAUGGCUGGGACCCUAUGUACUUAUGAUAUAGAGUGGCUUUUGCUAUAGAGUGGCUUUUGGUUGAGCGUGUGGCUCUCUGUAUUGCUAUCCUGCGGUUGUUACUUAAGUUGGUAUAACUAGAGAAGCAAGAGGUCAGCAACAUUCAUCUCUCAACUCAGUGUUACUGUGUGUUUGACUCUAACUUAAUUUUACGCCGGACUAUCCCUUUAGAGGAGCUCAAAGUUGUUAUCAUGUCUCACUGCUUUAUUCCAGGUCCCAAAAAUAGAACUUUCAUAAUCCCUAUUAUAUCACCUGUAGUAAGACUUUGUUUUGCAACCUGUAGAUUUGCCCCCUGCUGGCCAACAUAAAAACUGCAGGUUUAAAACACCUCUGUCUUGGUUUCAAUUUCUAAAUUACACGCUUUUUAUGCUCUCUAUGCUUCAGCUGUUGAGCUUGCACAUAUGCCUUACCUACAGUGCUCAUGGAAAAUUAAACAGUACCUUAGCUGUUCCUUUGAGGUCUAAGGAAAAAAAGUCUAAAAGGUGCAUGGGUGAGACAAUUUAAGAGAGGGUCAAGUUUGCCCUUCCUCUGAACCUGAUAUGAUUUCAUCAUUUCAAGCUUGGGGUUGUUUAUGAGGGGAACAAUCUCAGAAUGCCUUGCGGGUUUACAAAGGUGCAGUGUGUCGCCAUAGCUAUUCCUGAAAGCUAAAAGCUCUCUGAGCCCAACAGCCUUGGAUCUAAUGCUGAUGGGCAGCUUUCUCUCACACCCUCUGACCCCAAACAGGCACCUCUCAGUGUAAAUGCCCCUGUUAUGGAAACAAAAUGUGUUUGUGAGCUGGAAGACGAGUGUGCGUGCAUGUGUCAACAUGAGGAAGAAAGUGAUGGAACAUGUGCAACAACGUGGCUGCUCUCUGCAUUAUGUAUCAAAGCGAGUGUACAUACAGACUGUGCAUGAGUCUGCAGCACAGAUCAGACACACAAGGGGGAAGAGGAGGGGAAAUACCGCUUAACUGAGCCUUGGAACAGGACCAAAAGCCGCAGAAGUAGCUCUGGAUCCAGCAUCCCCUGAGCCCUGCAGAGACAGCUAACAGGACAGAACAGAGCAGAACAGUAGUUCUAUUCAAACCAAACCAUUUUUCCCUGGCACGAGAUUGAAUGGGUAGAAAAUGAGAUCACUCUUUCUUUGCCAUCACAGAAUGAAAGAAAAAAAAAUUAAAUUCAGACAGAAAGGAAUGAAAUGUUCCACCUUCCAAACCAGCUGCUGAGCCCUUAUACGGCUCAAGGUUGACUGUGAUUAAAUUUCAUGGUAUAGGUGCUAUAGGUGGAUGACAAGAACAAGAAAAAAUAUGUUUGGGUUUCAGCUGAUGGGGCCUCAUUUUUUCCUGGUGGAGUUGUUUCUUUUCGGAAGUGGAGGGGGCUGGAAAUUUUUCCUUCACCAGAGUUAGUGCAGAAGAAUAACUCCACAGUUUCACUUUGACACCCCUUUUGCUCUCUGCUACUCCUGUAUUUUUUUUAUUAUCAUUGUCAGCCAAAGGACUGUCCCUUUAAAUUUGUGACUCUAUGUUAAAAUUGGCAUGAACUUUAGCAUAACGCUUCAAAGAAAGAAAGAAAAGAACGAUCUCUUCAGAAGCCUCACAAGCACGUUUUCUUGAUUAAACGUUCCCCAUGAGAGGAAACAGGUGGGUCGACUCAUCAUAACUUUCACAUACUCUGUGAUCUUAGUCACAGGCUGGAUUACAGUCAAGAUGAUGAGACUACGAAUCUGAAAUCAAAAUGUCAAAAUAAAAUGUAAAUUAUUUUACUCUCUUAUGCAGAAAAAACACGGCCAUAUGCCUGCACAGAUAAAUUAUAGGAUCUACAAACCACAUAAAACAUGUAGGCACACUGUAAACACAUCUGCUGUGCAUACUGGACAUUCAGACACACUGUAAUGACGAUACUUGAGAGCACUUAUAGCCUCCUAUGUUAAGUGCUGCACUACAACAUAAAUAAAGUCCUAGAAAAACGAUCCAUCAAGACGUGAGUUAGGUGGAUGCUGUCUUUCCUUUGGUGGGUUUUAGCUUUAUAGAACAAAGAGUCAUCAGCAUAUCUAGAGAUGCACAGUCUCCUCCUCUCAAGUGUUUAUUUCAUAUUUAAUACGGAGCCCACAGAGGACACAGUAUGCAAAUAGAAAGGGAAUCUCUCUUUUAUACUCUGCAGGUCUCAACUGAUGACUAAUCACUUAAUCAGAACAGCAUGAUGAGCCAAAUCUGUUUUAAUAGACCCCAGGCUUGGUAAAAUAGCAGCAAUAAACUCUAAGACAAAGAGCUGUUGUGUUGUUAUAUUGUGAAAUGCAUUACUCUCUUCUUUGUUUUGGUGUUUAUAUGUCAUACUCUCCCACACGGCAUAGUACUUUUGGGCAUUGGUAAGCCUGUCGAAAAGUUCUGCCAAUGCAAUAAUGACAACAACAUGCAACAAAGGCUAAGAAAACACAUCUGUAUCUGUAUCGUUGUAAUUUACAAUUUUGAAUGUUUUCAGCACCAAAAUUUAAUCAUAUGUUUGAACAUGCUCAUGGGAAAACAUCUGUAUGCUAUCGUAUGCUUAAUAUGGUAAUAUGAGUCUUCCAAGUCAGGGAACAGUCAAAAAUGGUUGUGGUGCCCAUUUCAUACACAGAAAAAAGCUUUUUUAUUGAGUCAUGUCAAAAUCAGAGCAAGUUGGACACUCUGAAAUUUCACUUUAGGACUGCAAAAGCAUUUUACCAUACACAGCUAUAGUAAAAAUGGUAAUUUAGCACCUCUAGCACCACCCUUAGCUCCUGUGGUGGUUUUUUGAUGAUAUGCAAAAGCAGAAAAAAAUCAGCAGCAACAAGAAAGAGGAAUGUUGUUCUGUAGUUUUAAUGCUGGAAAUGGUUGCAAAAAAGUUGUUUACAUUAAAUAAAAAGUCACAAAUAUAUAUAUAUUUGACUGUCAGAAUUCAGAAGCAUACUGAAGCAUAAGGAAGACAGGAUAAGCAAAGACUGCUUGGUCCACAGGGGGCGCCAAAACUGACUCAAACUAAAAGUUCCUCCUAGGAUCUUUAAUAUGAGUAUUUAUGCAUUUAUGUAUGUAUGGAGGGGUCUUGACUUAAUGUGAAGAUGACAGAAACUAACCUUUUAGCCUCAAUGCUUACAGAUUCUGGAUGCUUGAAAUGAUUCAGUGAAAAAACACAGUAUGAAUGAUCUAAAAUAUGUCUUGUUUUGCUAUAAUUAAUGUAAAGAUAUACCGUUUAUACUGUUGAUGAUUUUGUCAUGCAUGCUUAUUGUGAGCUGAAAUUAAACUCCACUUGGUAUUAAAUAUUUUAGUCAAGAUCAGAGUUGCACUUGAUGAUUAAUUUCUGUCUGGCUGCUCUAAGACUUCAGGGAGCACUUCAUAUUACAUGAGUUAGGAUACUUGCAUGGAACACACUGAUCUUCAUCAUCAACACAUGUAUGUCCGGGUCAUUUUGGGUUACAGCUCUGUCUUCAGUGAAAUGUGAAAACUAUAGGAAAAUAUCUAACUGUUUCUAAUUAACGAAAAGCUGAAGGCUCAGGGGUCCUGCUGGCCAAGCGGUCUAAGCGCGCCCCAUAUGUGAAGGCUGUGCCUGAAGCAGAAUGCUCAGGUGGCUGCUAUCCCACAUGACCCUCCCUGCUCUCUCUCCUUAUCUCCUUCUCCAUCUAUUGUGUUAUAUUUAAUAAAGGCACAAAUAAGCCAGAAAAUGAGGUUUAAAAAAAAGCAAUUUAUUUAGAUUCUAAUUGAAAUCAGAAAACUGUGUAAAACCAAACCUAAUUUGAGAUUUGGCGUCAAACAUACAAAAAAUAAAUAAAAAAAUGGCUCCAAGUUUAUAAUUUGCUGUUCCAUGGUUGGCAGCCAAACUGGGUGUUAAUUAGCCUUUAAACAGUAACAUAGCUCAGGGGUAAUUUACAUAAUUCACAAUAAGGGUUCUGUAAUUGCACAGAGUUUGACACAAAUCGAUUUUUUUUAGAUGUAUUUACUUUCAGUGAAGGCCCCUGUAGGUCCCUGGGAAACAAUUAUUUUCACUGGAGUUACUCAGUGCAAAAAAGAAUCAAACCCAGAUGAGAUUCUGGCACGCCUCAGCGGAUGGGAACAACUCCAGGAAAAGAGCUGAUUACCAAACUGAAAAAGAGAGAGCCUCUCUGUGCGUUGCUCAGAUGGCCUUCAUGCUCGACAUUAAAAAGAGCUUCAUACUGGAGCUGUUUGUCGGGUUAAAGGACGUGUCUGACUGUCACAUCCUGGGUGAGAACUAGGAUAAAUUAAGCUCAUUUGUUUCUCUACUCUAUCUAUCAACUCAGUCCUUUUCUCAACAUAUUCCAAGCAGUCAUAAAUAAUUCAAGAUUGGACGUUUUGAUUAUGUUCCCAUUUCAUGAUAUUAAAAGUAUUUUGGCCAGAAUAGAAACAUUCAAUCAUCUUUUAAAAAUGCACUUCUGAUAACGUCCUAUCUUUCCAGCAGCUGGGCUUCACUAACAUUCAGAUAAGAGACUGCUAAAAGGGCCCAGAUAAAUAUGUAUUUCUUCAUGUCCUUGAAAGUAUAUAUGUGUGUGUGAGAGAGUCAGUGUGCGACAUGUUUGUAGAUACGAUGAUUUCCCAGCAGACCUCACUGAUUAAAUGUUUGUUCUAAACUGUGGUGCUCUCCCCUUGGGAUUAAAACACUAAAAACCAAUUAGCGUCUAGUCGUCUUUUUUGGAAACAUGUGAGUCACUCAAUGAUUCCCCUCAGCUGAAUUUCGUGAACAGCAAUGUUAUUAUAUUUUUGAGGCAUGAAAUGCUUCUCCAAUUCUCGCGUCCUUGGCUAUUUCAAACAAAAUUAUCAAAUCAGCUUUGAGAUUAUCUGCUGCAUGCCCAGCUUUUAACACUGCCGCAAGAUUUCCACCAUUAAACUGAACCAUGUGACACAUAUUAAAGUCACCGCUUCCCUCCUGUUCUAACAAAACCAAAGUAGUGCCACUUCAGUAAUUUAUUUCAUCUGCAGCCAAGAAAAGGUUAAACAAGGCCGAGAGAACGCCGGGAUGCUGGAUCUCUCUGGACACAAAUCACGUCAGAUACCACCCAGUUGACGGGAAGCUGACAUAACAAUUGGCACAAAAAUUUUACAUUCUUAUUAAAACCAUUUUUAAAGCCCCUAAAAUUAGGAUCAGUGUUUGAAAUCUCUUUCCAAGGAGAUUAUUCAAAACAGAUUCGUCUUUUCCUUUCUAACAAAAAAGAUUCUUUGUAGACCCAGACUUUGUUUACUUGUGUCAGUCUCAAGUUUGUGUGUUGUCAGUUGUAGAGCAAAUUGCCUUGUUACUUCUAUUAUGCAAUACCUAAUACUACAACUGUUUGAUUGUUGGGAUCUGAGACGACUUAGCAGUUUUAAGUUCAAAAACCAUUUGUAGCUUGUGGCACUGAUGGCCUUGUUUCAAAGCCCCCCACAUUUAAAGGAUAGUCCUCUCCACAUCAGUCACUCGUUCGACCUUUUGCUGCAUUGCAUGCCUUCCCCCACUAUCUUCUACCCUCAUGUUCCAUCUCUCUCAGGGACAGAUCCAGCAAACAUCCAGCAAAACCCUAUUUUAAAAUGUCAACAAACAAAAACACCCAAACUAAAUAGUUUGUUGAUGACUCCCUAUAGGUGCUUCUUCACACUGUAGGUUUGACCAAUCCAGUUGCUAUGUGCAUAUGUGCAAUAAUCACAUCAUAGGAAAGUCACCUUUCCUAUACCAGUUUCCAAUCUUCAACUACAAGUUACCAGAGCACAGAGUGACCUGCACACUGUCUGAUUGGACAAGCACGCAAUACUGCCACUGGCACAUACAAGGUCAGUAGGACUGUCCAUGCAGAUGUUCAGUUACCUGAGGCAGCUUUUCACAGCACGUGUUUCUAUUACCAGAGGCUUAUUGUCCCAUGCUGGUCAACACUGUGGUGACUCACACGAGUGACUGGUGUGUUUGUGUUUUUGUCUGAUUUCAUGCUGUUUGUUUCUGAUGAAAUCAACCUUGGUAAGUGGUAAAUGGACUGUGUUAGUUAAGCGCUUUCUCAAGUCUCCUGACCACUCAAAACGCUUCUCACACUACAUGUCACGUUCAUCCAAUCACACUGCUUCCACACACUGAUGGCAUGCAGUGCAAUGUAAAGCACCCAUCAGUAUUAACUAAUCCAAUUCACUCACAUUACAGGGUUAAGGUUGGGGUUAGGGUUAGGGUUACAAACUUGACCUUUCAAGUGUCUUGCCCAAGGACACUUUGGCAUGAGGUCAGUUGGAUUGUUCACUUGUUCAAGAACAUCCAUUGAUUGCAUUUGUCCAACUGAAGACCUGUAAACACCUCAGUCCAUCUCAAGGUCAUCAACAGGAUCCCCUAAACCCUUUUGUUUAAAGAGACUUGAGACACUGGACUUGCAGAAGCAAGCAAUGGUAGACAGUGUUCUUUCUCACACCACACCAGUUUAUUUGCACAGUUCUUGGGAUGACAAACAAAUCGGAGCUGUCCCAAGAGCUUGUGCUACCACACACAGAGGACCCCAAUUAAACUAUGAAACAACAGAACAGCAGAGAACAAAGACAAAAACCAAGUUUAGCCUCCGAACACUGACUGACUGUUUCACAAUCACCCUUAGGUCAGCAUAACUACUACCAGACAUGUCCUGUCUCCCUGGCAAAGACAGCUUGCCUACUGUCCUCAGUGCAUGAUGUGAAGUCAGAUUCCCAAGAGUUCUUGGGACAGGUCUCUGUUACAUAACUUCAAUAACCAAAACAUGCAGCACACUGACUUUUAGCGGUCAGGACAAACUCACUUUCUAACAGUCAAAUGUCCUUCUAGGUAGGCAUGUUUGUUAUUGUACUGAUACUGGCGACUUCUUUGGUUUGCAAAUGAGCGACAAACAGUCCUGUUGUUUGUUUACUGCCUUUGGCCUGUAUUUCUCUGCAGCCUUAAUGUAGAACUGGACUCUAACUCACCAUCAUGUCUUCUUGUCAACUUUGAAUUAUAUCUACAAGAGAAAGAAUGAUGCAUCUGUUGGCAACAAGUUCAGUCAACUCAAACUAUCGUCUAUCGGAUUGCAGUUGCAUCUUGUGCUUUGGCACAUCCCUCUUAACACUUUGCUUCCUGUUAGAGCCUCUCAGUUUUUGAAGUGAGGUUAUAUGAUUAACUGGUCACUGGUUUUAAUCUUUUAACUGGCAGCACAUAGCGUAGGAGAGUUUUGAACGACCCAAAUUUCCACUUUCUCAUGAGCUACUUUGGACACAUCUUUGAGAAAAAGGCUUUUCUGCACCGGCAGCACUGGUCAGCGGAGAACUGUAAAAGGUUGGAGCUGCUGAGCAGUCCUUGAAUUUGAUUCUGUGUUACUGGGUAUUUUGAGGAGAACAUGACUCGAGGGGAGCAUAUGUGCAGAGAAAAUAUAAACAGAUGUGACAGAUGUAAAACCUGACAGGGACUCAUCUCCUAAUGCUAAAAAAGAAGACAAACUUAAUUUAAGUUUGUGGCACAGUCUGUGUUUACAAAACAUUAGUAAAAAGCUUGAUUGGCACAUGCUUAUCAAUUCAUCCACUUAGUUUUGGUUAUGAAAAAACACUGCUUGGGUCUUUACUUGUAAAAACAGACCUAAGUUACAUCUGCAGGUGACAGCUUGUCCUGUCUGAGCUUCCACAGGCAACAUUCAGACAGCCAAAGUAAACGGAAUAGCAGCACCAAACACUAUUAAUGAAAAUGGAAAAGGUCUAGUUAAAACACGUGGUCUAACACAAACAAGGCGCAGAAAGAGCGACUUUGUGGACAGCCGUGUUUGUCUGUGUAAUAUUAAAGUUGAAAGUCUGCAGAAAAACACACAAGGAUAACAGGUUUUAUUCAGCUGGAUUAUUGAAAAAUGUACUUUUUCCACAGUCAUUGUUGAUGCUCUGACUUUGCAGUUUUGGACUGAUCGCGCCAGAUGUUGUGGAUGCAAGGGCUGUAUGUUUUUAAUCGACAGAGACAUUCAACAUCCUCUUCCUGAUUUCAAAAAACCAUAAAACAUCUUAAGUAGACACCAGUUGAAUCAGUUUUCAGUGCUGACUGUCUCAGGUUAUUUAAAGGACUCUCUUAUGGAAGUACUCAACAUUUUAAAGCUACUGUGAGGAGUUUUUGAGUUACGAAAUAGGCCUCCCAGUCUGAAGUAUAUCAAGUCCAAAGACCUGUUCCCCCAGAAGGAGCUGGUGAAGGAGGAUGGCGGCCUUCGGGUGCCAUUCCCAGUUCUUCAGGGGGAAGGGGUUGAAUAUCUUGAUCAUGUCGAUGAAGCCAUCAUCGCCAAUUUCUAACUACCGGCUCUACAUCAAGUUCAAGUAAACUUUAUUGUGACUUACAAAAGCAAACAGGUCUAUCAUCAUAUAGAUACACUUUUAAGGGCUUUUAAAAUCUGAAAUCACUAGUGAGGAGUAGAUAUCAUCUGAAGUAAUUAACCCCAAACUGAAGAAACAACCUUUUUUU